Messenger RNA from Xyrichtys novacula (pearly razorfish), 82913 nucleotides. Lineage: Eukaryota; Metazoa; Chordata; Actinopteri; Labriformes; Labridae. The record is from the annotation of a GenBank genome assembly.
AUGUGGACGAACUCUCAGCAUGGACCCAGGACCUCCACACCCAGAGCCCGACAUGGAGACGGACUAAAGCAGAGAAACGGAGCGGUGAUCGGUGAUGGUGUGGAGGAGCUUCAGGGGCGGAGAGCGUUAAAGUCCGCGGACACUCAGAGUCACGGUAAGUCUGAUCCACGAGUGUUUUCAGCCCGAGUUCACCCUCCAACUUUCUCUCUCUCUCUCUCUCUCUCUCUCUCUCUCUGUUUCUCUCUCUCUCUCUCUCUUACACACACACACGCACACACACACACACACACACACACAUAUGCACACACAGACUGUGCAGCAGCUGCUGCUGUGUCGUCUGCUCUCAGAUGUGACUGUGUGUUUGAGUUCAGCUGAGCAGAUCUGCAGCUUUAUUACUCCGGAGCUUCAGCAUCAACUUCAACUUUAGAGGUUGGGAUCUACGGAAAGCAUCAGUUGGAAAAGUCCGUGUGCGCGCGCGCGCGUGUGCGUGCAGAUGGAGAUGUUUUGGUUCUUGUCCUCAGCUCUCUCUCAAAGAUGUUCGAUGAGAAACAGAAGUUUUCGCAGCAGCUCUCUCUGUUUCCUGUAAACAUCAGAGUAUCUUCAACAGCUUUUUUCUCUGACACUGGAGACAGACUGACAUCUACCUCAGUACUCAGACAGGUGACUGUCAGAGGAGCAGAGCAGACAGGUACCUGCUGUCAUUUACUCAGCGCACUGACAUUUACCAACAAGUUGAGCUGACAUCUGGUUCACACAGUCACCUGCUUCAUCAGCUGGAAACACAAAAACCACCAGUUAGACCUGCACACCAGUCUGUGGACAGAAUAUACACACACCUGACUGCUGAUUUGAAAUAUUACUGCUCUUCUCAUCAUCAUGGACCUUUAGCAGGUACUCAUUCAGCUCAUAUGAAACCUUUUCAUUUAUUGUACAGUAUCAUAUAAAAGACUCUGUCAUGUAGGACCAGGUCUGACACUGUCUCGUCUGGUGUCCCUAUCCCAUCAUACCAUAAGCUCAUUCAUUUAAUCAUGUCAGAUGGUAUCAUCUGGGUACACAUCAGACUGUGUCAUAUUAAAUCUACUCAGAUCCGUUUGUAUCGUUACAUUUCAUCAGAGAUUUUACUGUGCAGAAUAAUAUUAACAUUAAUUUUUCCAUAGGUAUAGCAGUAGUCCACUGAUUACAGUCUUUCAACAGUGAAUGGCCAAUACAUAAUACCAGUAUUACAGGUUCUUCUUUUUUGCACUAGACAAAACACCACAACAAUUCAAUAACACUAACUCAGAGAAACAAAGUUGCUGAUUUCUGUUGAAUGCUUUGAUGAAUUAGUCUAAAUGGGAAUAUAUUUUACUUAGUAAAAGGAUUUUAUUUGUGUGUCCAACCACCUUAAAUGAUUUAAUAAACAUAUGAGAUGAAUACUGAAGUUAGAAUAAAAAGAAAGUGAUGUAUAAGUGUAUUAUUUCCCGCUCGUUAAAGAGUAUUAUUCCUUAGUAAUCUGAGCCAGAAACGUGUUUGAAACAUAGACUGUAUACAGAAUGGACGACAUCUGCCUACUCGCUAGGUGAAGCCUAUGCAACAACAGCACCCUCUGGUGACGGGCUGCAAUAUAGGUCAUAAAUCCCGCCUCCUCCAGCAAACUUAAUGGAGUUGUGGACUAAUUUUAGAAGUUUAUUACAUUAAAUAUACAUUUUUCUCCCCCCUGGUAGCAAUGUUUUCAUGUAGAUAUUGUAAGACUAAUUUGUGCCCGAGUCCUCUUUUUCUGUGCAGCUCAAUUCUUAAAAGUUAUUAAGGGUUUAUGUUUUCUAUGAUUGACACUUGAAACAGCCUAUGGGUGUAAAAAGAUUGCAUAGAUCAUCCCAUGGAUACGCUGUUUGACCAGACUCUCACCAUAUGCUACUGCACAAAUGCCAGAUUCGCAGUAAGUCUGAGGAAAGCAGCAGCUGUUAUGUACGAGCAGCACAUGAAGUGGGUCUGCAGCUUUCUGAUCAGAUGUGCUCUGUAAACAUUAGACAGCUGUGUUAAUGUUCAGACAGCAGCUCAGCCUGCGGUCUGGUUCUGCAGAAAUAACUGUUUCAUAGAGGACCAACAUGUUAAGAGAAUUUCAUCGGGGGCAAACGUUAAGUAGGGCUGCACGAUUGAUCGAUUGUAAAUCGUAAUCUGAUUAUUUAAUUAUGAUGAUGUUAAAAAAAUACAUUAUUGUCCAAUUGAUGUUCCUUUCUAUCAUGUCCUGCACCUCCAGGCCAUGGUAGGCUCCCCCUUCCUGCAAGAGCGCUCCUCAGUUCCCACACACACCAGUGUAAACAAACAGGGCGUUUGCAAAAGAAGGCGACAAUUUCGUGGCUAAAAGGGGUAAGAGCAAGUCAGUCGUGAAUUGGUACGACUUCACAGUUUCAGAUGGAAGAGCAAACCACCUCCCGUUGCAAAGUCUGUCUGAAGGCAGUAGUACUACCAACCCAUCCACACUGAAACAAGUUCAGGAAUAUCGGCAUUUCAUCAACACAGAAACGGUGUUUUGGUGACUGUAAACAAUGUUUUUUCAAAAUGGGUACGAGAGUGCAUAAAUCUGUGAAUGACUACCAUUUCAUCUCCGUGUGAAUGCCUAUCAGCAUCUCUCUUGAAACAAUUGUGUCACACACAGCGUGGCUCUUUUAUGGCGGCUGCGCUGUCCAGCUAAUACAAUCUUUUUACGCAUGCUCCGUACUCUUCUUUUGUCUUUUGUGCAUUUCCUAGGCAAUGUUACAACGCCACUUACUGGCUUGUCAUAUGCACUACAUCAUUUUUAGUAGUUUCGUUUUGAGAGAUGUUAAAAAAAAGAUAAUUUUAAAGUGAAAUUUUGUAAAGUUGUCACUGAAUUAAAAUUUUUUAAUUUUGGCCAAAAUCGUGCAGCUCUAACGUUGAGGUGCUUUAAUAGAGUAACUGGACUCAUACUUCUCAGGGCUUUUCUAGUCUCUCUAUGGGUCAUAUUCACCCUUAAGUAUAAUCUCACCCCGUUCACCAGACCACUAUGUAACAGAAUGAUACCUGAUCCAGGUAUCAGUUGUCCCCCUGUUUUAGUGUUUGCACACCUGAUGAAACUGAACAGGUGAUCAGCUACAUAAAAAUGCUCCUUCCUGUUAGUCCUGUUAUGAGUGAGAGGAUGUGAUUGGAUGAUGAUAAGUCAGCAUGAUCAGGAAGUUUCAGUCAGACAUGCGUUACCUGAUCAGACUGAAAACCUGCUUUUAUCCUUAAGGUUUGGUGUGAGCUCAGUGUGCAGUGAGAGUUGUGGAGCCGUCCACAGGCUCCGAAAUCACUUUGUGUGUUUGUCUCUGUGAGGAAUGUGAAAGCAUGCAGACAAGCAUGUAGUUUGGUUUCCUCUGUGGCCGUCCCUCUCUCUCUCUGCUGCCUUUUCUAGAAACAUCAUGUGAACAUUUGUACAAUCACCGAGUGGGAGCCUUUCUUGUGAACUUCAGAUUCACCAACCAAAUGCGCACACGGUCAAGAAACCAGACUCUGGUUUACCCAGCUCCUCUUUUACAGACACUGAUACAGGAACAGUCUUGCUGAAUAGCCGUGGAACCGGACUGAAAUGGAUGAAUGUAGCAAAGAAAUCCAAAACUUAAAAUGGAUCCAUGUGUAGAAACCUGCAACACAAGCUCAAGGAUGUGUGUGCGGAAAUUAAAACCUUAGAGACAGAAAAUAAAUCUAACUAUUUGAAUAUUUAAAGAGAUAAAAACAUGAAAGAAAGAUGGAGAAUAUGUGGAGGUGAAGAGAGGAUGAGCUGAAAGGUGAGAUCUCUGGUAUUUAAAGUCGUGGUGUUUGUUAGCAUGCUAGUGUUUUACUUUGAGAGUGAUCAGAGAUGUUUUUUAAGGAGACAAAGCAGAGAGUCAGGAGAGGAAACAGAGCAGAUGUGAGACGUGAUGAUAGAGAGACUGCAGACUGUCCUCUCUCUCUCUCCAGCUGUUUCCUCUCUCUCUCUCUUCCCCCCCUCUCUCUGUACAGUUCGGCUGCUGUGUCAGCACACUCACAAUCCUCUCAUACCAAACUCUGCUGCUCUACAGUCUGAACCUCACUCACUCUCUCACUCACAGCAGCUCACUGAUCUGCUGCAGGUUGUUUCAGACCAAAAUGAACAUUUAAAUGUGUCAGGGCAGCAGCGAGACGUUCCUGAUGUCCCAUCACCAGAUCAUAUUUUAAUGAUUGUUUUCGAUGAUAUUAAUAUUAUGAUUAUUAAAAACCAGUACCCAUGAUUUGGUGACUUAAAACCGCUUUAAAACUUUAAAAACUCUGAAAAAGUGGGAACAACAGUUUUGACAACCUUUUUAUUCGCUAAAGCGUCUGUCUGUUAAACUGUAUGAUAUGAAUGUUUCAAAAAAGUAAUCUGUUCUACCGCUGAAAAGGAUCAUGCAUCUCUUCUUCAUUUAAGAGCUUCAGCUUCAUUUUGGUGAAAAUACUCGCUAAAUUAAAUACCAGAUUUCACUUUUAGUCAACAAGUUAACUCUGUGCUAAAAAAAACUGAAGGAUUCAAGCUAUUUUAUACUCAACACUUUGUCACAGGUGCAAAUUAAAUUAAUCAUUUAGUCUUAAAAUGGUUUUAUAAAACCUCCUAUAACCUUUAAGACUUGAAUAUUGUUAUGAUCCAGAACCACAUCUUUCACUGUUUAACACAACAGUCUCAAUGGUGACCUCCACAACCUCUCUAUCAUCAUGCUCAUUCUGUCCCUUUGCCUUUCAGACACAUCUGCCUCCUCCUGCUGUUUUUAGGUCAUGAUCCAGAGACAUUUGGGAGGGACUUUAUUAUUUUGAUUCACCAAACAUUACAGCUCAUUGAAUAAAAAGAGACAAAAGAGAAAAAAAAAUACAAACACACCCCGCCAAAAAAUAAGUACUUGCUCAAUCAGCUUUUUAACCACCAGUGUUGGUAUUAGUAUCAUCUCUAAUGGUGUUGGUAUCAAUUAUGACUCCAAUACUGUUGGUAUCAGUAUUGAAUCUAAUGUUGUUGGUAUCAGUAUUGACUCUAGUGUAUUUGGUAUCAGUAUUGCCUCUUAAAGUGUUGGUAUCAGUAUUGACUCUGAUGUUGUUGGUAUCAGUAUUGACUCUGAUGUUGUUGGUAUUAGUAUUGACUCUGAUGGUUAUAGUAUCAGUAUUGACUCUAAUGUUGUUGGUAUCAGUAUUGACUCUAAAAGUGUUGGUAUCGGUAUUGACUCUGAUGGUUAUAGUAUCAGUGUUGACUCUUAUUUUGUUGGUAUCAGUAUUGACUCUAAUGUUGUUGGUAUCAGCAUUGACUGUGAAGGUUAUAGUAUCAGUACUUACUCUAAUGUUGCUUGGUAACAGUGUUGACUGUGAUGGUUAUAGUAUCAGUAAUGACUCAAAUGGUGUUGGUAUCAGUCAUGAUACAUCUAAGCUGUGUUUCUCUCUGUAAGAUGAGACUUCGAGUUCUUCUUAUUUUUUAAUAGUGACCCUCACACUCCUCUGUAACUCUAAACUUAAAGCAGCCUGUGAUCACAGACAGCAUUAAACAUGGAUGUAGUCCUUGUUGGUCUCUCAAGCAGAGUUUUGAUGCCUAUAUUAAUGCUCAUCGCCUUCUUGGAAAUGCUGAGGCAAUCAGCCUUUUGGCCAACGGCUACACUGAGCCUGACCGUGGGUCAAGUCGGCUCUGCUUUUAAUGUGGCAAAACUUAUAACUUUCAGAUCUUAAAAAAUGGAAUAAUAAAAAAAUUCAGCCCAGGACAGUGUGCGCAUAGAAAUGAUUGAUGUAACCUGCUCCCGCUGCUGCGUCAUGCUGUGGUGUUUAUGAUAUCAGCUCUACACAGAACAAGCCUCUAUAUUAGUAACAGUCUCAUUUCUGUUGGUAGCUGACCAUGCUGGGAAGAGGCUGCCAUCUUUGUUUUAGUCUGUUGACCAGUCAGAGGCUGUAUCAAUGAUCGGCUGACCUGUAAAGGUCCGUUUAGAGGCCACUGCAGCCUAAAACAAACCUUGCAGUCUGGAUUUAGUAUAGAAAUAGAUAGAGCAGCUCUGAAUAUAUUCAUCCUCUUCAGAUUAUUCUAGUAUUUGUAGAUCUGUGCUCUGCCCGCAUGCUGACACUUGGGCGCCACCUUCACGUGUUUUUGGAUUUCAUUUACUUUCACACUUUAUUUUUAAGGCAUUGAUAGUAUUUAAUCUAUAAAGUAGAUUUCUUUACAAAAAAAUAGAUCUUACUUUUUUGUGAUAAAUUAGUCUUAAAGGGAUUUUUUUACACUCAAGAGAACGCCAUACAUCACCAACCUCAGCUUUUAUAGUUUAUUUGGCAGGAAGAGCGUCAGCAAAGACCUUGAUGUACAGGACAGAGCAGUAUUAAUGUCAUUAUAUAACACCUUGGUGAAAUCUGAACACCCUGUCUGAGCAUUGGCAGGACAUAGGUGGGUUUAUGUACGCAGGAGCAUUUGCAGGUCAUGUUUAACUAGCGUGAGUAAACAGGUCUGAUUGUGUGGUCAAACACAGGACGAGGACUGGCAGACUGGAAGAUAAAGCUUGUUCGUUUUUUGUCCUGUACUCAGUUUUUCAGGGAAAGUGAGGUGCUGAGAUCAGCUGCUGCAGGAACAGAAACAAACAGUUUCUUUCUGUUUUUUUUCGCUCCUGCAUGUUUCUCAUUGUUCCCUCCCAGUGUCUCUGAAGUGUUCCUCGCUGAGUGUGGAAAUGUGGGAAUGUGGAAAAUGACCUGCAGAGAGUUUGGAGAGAGAGGGAUGGAGGACAGAGGACACUUCCUGUAGAGAGACAAACACAGAGACCUGCAGACGCUCAGCGACAGACAGAAGAGAUGUUUUCCCCUCUGCUCAGAGGAUGAUAAACUCUGAGAACAUGCUGGCUGUGAGCUCUCCUUUAUUUAUAGCUCUGUUUUAUCUGUCUGCUCUUUAAAAGUAGAAACCUCUCCCUCUCUCCCUCUCCUGCCUGAGUGUUUCUCUGUAACACACUCACAGAGCCAGCGUUGGUAUGUGGGGGCUAACCAGAGCUGCAUGUCUGACUGUUGAGUCAUCCUCUGUCUUCUCUCUGUUACAUGUCUCUGUGAGUAGCAGGAUUUCCUCCGCUCUCUGUUGAUCUGAAGCUGCGAUGAAUGACAGGAGCUUUGACAGACGCCACAUUAUCACUGUGUGUGUGUGUGUGAGAGAGAGUGUGUGCGAGUGUGUGUAACUGUGUUUAAAGUGAGACAGUCGAGUCAGAGCGAUGAUUUAUUGAUGUCCUCUGUUUUCAGCUCUGACGCUUUCAGUCUGAUUGGAUGUCAAACUUCUACAGACUGAGUCUGAGAGUGUGUGACACAUGAAACUCUGACAGUGUGUUUCUGCAGGAGCUUUCCCAACACUCAUGUGGCCAUGUGCAUGUUGAGUCAGCGGGUUGAGGGUAGAGGAGGGGGAAAUGUUUGCACAUGUGCAGUAGACUCCUGCUGCAGCUCCCAUGGUGUUGGCUGUCUGUCUGUCUGUCUGCGUGUCUAUCUGGCAGAUUUAUGACACUCUUAAUGAGGUCUGAUUGAGCAGAAUGGCAGUUUGUGGUUUGGAUGGAGUUACCUGUUGGAGCUGUUGUCCUUGAAAGCGGAGUCUCACCCCGUCUAACACUGAGAAUAAUAAUCCUGUCAGUCUGGGAGGAGCUAACAGCUAGCUGGGCCCUGUUUAAAACAUUGUGAAUGCAUAAACCACAUCAAAUUUACAGUAACAGAUUCUCCUUAUCUUUGCAUUUUGAGGUCCAGUGUGCAGAAAUUGAAUAUUUAGCCAUGUGUAGUGGUCAGUUUUCACUCAUAUGCUCAUAUAAGAGUGAUUGAUCUGCUAGUGGACAGGAUGGGUGGGGCUGACUGAAUCAAUAUGACAUGUGUGAUUUGUUUUUGUGUGGUUUUGCUCUUUCUAUGCACAAUUAUUAGCAGUUGAUAAGGCGUUUGGACCAAUCAGAAUCAAGUUUUCAACACAGGCCUCAGGGUUAAAGGGAUAUUCCGGUGUAAAAUUAAUUUAGGGUCAAACACAUCAUAACACUGAGUUAGACACCCCCUUGAGAGAUGAAUGUUGCCGACCACUUGCUUCUCUACUUAUACCAACUUUAGUAACGACCGCACAAUAGCAAUACACAGCGGUCUGAGAAGCCAUAAACAAACCUCAACCAAAACGCCACUCUAUAGUCACAAAUAAUGCUCAGAACAGCACCUAACUUCAUCAACAGUACAUUUAGGGUCCUAGCCACAGCACUAACCACCAAACAUCUUUUUAACUUUGCCUGAUUUCUUUAGCAAAGAGACUAAACACAACUCACCUACUCUCUUCCAGCAGCCGCAUGUUUGUAGUGAGACCUCAGGCCAGUCCAUUACAGACUACAGCGGGGUGACAAAGCUCAAGGAAGAACAUUUAUGAUUAUUUCUUCAUGGAAAUGCAAUCAGACUGAGACGCUAAGGCAGAAGAACUACCGCGUCUGCAGUGCAAAAUGAUUAAUAUGGUGAUUAUUACUUCAAGAAAAUGAUAAAGGAAUGUUUUUCUUCCUUGAGCUGUGUCACCCUGCUGUAGUCCGUAAUGGACUGGCCUGAGGUCUCGCUACAAACAAGCGGCUGCUGGAGGAGAGUAGGUGAGUUGGUAUAACUAGAGAAGUAAGCAGUCGGCAACAUUCAUCUCUCAAGGGGGUGUCUAACUCGGUGUUGCGAUGUGUUUGACCCUAAAUUAAUUUUACACCGGAAUAUCCCUUUAAAUCAUGUGUCCCGUGUACAGAGGCUUCUGUACUGGAAGCAGCCAGGGUUCAAAGUUACCCCCCCGCUCUCUCCUCCCAGUGUCCUGUCCUGUCCUCUCAGUCAGACUUAAAGACCUUUAAAAACUGUAGUUUAAACAUCAGAGGGAGGUCCGUCUCUGGUUUGACAUCUACUGCUGUUACAGAGUUUAUAAAUGUGAGCCUCCCUUCACACAGGCAGCGUGUUAUCAGAGUGUUUGUCCCGUCGUCAGGCUGUAGCUCUCCACACGCUCUGCAGGGACAGAGUGAGUGAAUGAGGCCUGUGUGUGGUCACAUCACAGAGCUGUUAUUAAAGACGCUCACUCAUUAUUCACUCUGAAGGUCGGCUGCAGAAUAUCUCACUUAUCUUUUCAACAAUAAAUUCCCUCUGAGCCUUUAAAAAGAAGAAUCUUGUUUACAGCGUGUUUCAGUUGAGGUAGAAUCUGCUGACUGACGUCAUUUUAGGGGAUUUAAAGGGUCUGACUGACUCUAAUCUUUAUGAACAGACUGGUCAAAGUCUGCAGGACAAAUAAAGAGGAGCCCCAGUUUGACUUCAGUCAGUUUUUCCUGUAGGAUCUCUGACAGGCUGCAGGACUGAUAGAAAACCAGAAGGAAGCUCUGAGAUGUGACUGAAAAUCCUCAGGACAGAUCUGCUCAGUGACAAGAUUCAGGGAAACAGCAGGAAGAGACUUAACUUCUCAUAAAACCAGCUGAAAUACUCACCUGCUGAGGUUUGGACUGCUAAACUGACGGGACCACAGAGAGUCCAGUUUAGCGUCUACAUCUUAUGAAUGCAAAAAUCAUGAAGAAGACCAUGGCCACGAGACCAUCAGUAACCCACAGCUCUAAUCAAACCAAUGAGCAAAACCCUUCUGAAACAUGUUACCACAAAUGUUAAACUUGUGAAUGUAAAAGUGGAUUUUUCUCUCUUUUUUAAACCCAAAUAUUGACCUUGUUUUAUCAUAGGCAUGAACAAUUUUAUUGACUUUAUAUCAGUAUUAGCAGAUAACAGCAGAAACAUAAUUAUUGUAUCCCCAGGUAUAAAAAGACUGUGUGUUGAAUUUUUCAAACACGACUGUAAGGAGGUGUUUUUAAUUGUGGUAAACAGACUGUAUUUGAAAAGAAUAAAUUCAUAUUUUUAGUGAAAUCAGAUGUUUGUAAAAUCAGUCUUGUUUUUAUGUCUGUUUCUAAAACUAAUUGACUGUCACAGUAAGAGGAACAGGUGAACUCUAUUACAGGUAUUGGGUAUUGUUUCUGUAAAUUAAUAAAUAAAUGUAAAUGUAAUUCAACUAAAUUAUUCAAUUAUGUGGAAUGUAUGUUGAUAUUUGAACAUCUGAUUAUUUCAGCACUAUAACUACACUGUGGAAAUGAAUAAGGUCCAGUAAUGUGUGUAUGCUGUUUGUAUUGUUCUAGUUUUGUUGUUUUGUUUUUGUCUUGUAGGCUGUUGUGAGUUGUUGUGGUUGUUGACGUUGUCUUUCUGUUUGUGGCGUGAUGUUUUUUUGUGACUCUGCUCUGCGGUGGAGAGCUAAUUGUAAAUGUAGACUCCAGGAAGAACAGCGAUGGCCUUAGCCAAAGCUAUUGGAGAUAUUUAUGAUUAUGUUUUUGUUCACAUUUCUUCAGUAAUCUGUUCAUUCAGGUUGAGCAGGUUUGUUUCUCACAACAUCAGUGUGUUACUGACCUCAUGUAUCGGCCAUCAGCUGAGCUGCUCUCAUUACACAGGGAACUACCGUCAAACCUGUGUGUGAGUGUGUGUUUGUGUGUUUGUGUGUCUGUGCAUGUUACCUGGACACACUGCCUGCAGAAAAAGAGAGAUAGAGAGUGUGUGUUUGUGUGUCAAUCUGACUACAUUAAACUCCACAGAGACCUUAAAUGAUCCAUUCAACAUGAGCGAACUUCAGGCCCAGUUUGAGUCUGCAGAGAUUUGUGCGUGUGUGUGUGUGUGUGUGUGUGUGUGUUUGUGUGUGUGUGUGUGUGUGUACCUGUAUUACAGGCAGUUAGCAGGGUGUGUGGGGUGUGUAUUUUCAGGGAUUAUUGUAAUAGAGGAGUGUGAGACAGUUCAGACAGAGUCAGGCUCACACAUGCCUCCCUUUCUCUUCUCUCUCUCUCUCUCUCUCUCUCUCUCUCUCUCUCCCUCUCUCUCUCACACACACGCACACACAUACACACAUACAAAGGCUGUUAUUAGCGGUGUGUUUUUCUCUGACUCAUCAGUUCUCUUUGAGGACAUUUCACACGUCAUGAUGAUCAUUAAAAAUGGCCACCACCGUGCCAGCUCCUCUCACACACUUUCACACACACAUACACACACACACACAGAUCUUAAAGGAGGAAUACACUCUGGUUGAACUAGUUUUCCCUCAUCAGACACGGUUUAAUCUAAAGUUUUCACACUGUGUGAACAUGUACGUGUGUGUGUGUCAGUUGUGUGCUCACUGCCUGCUAAAACACAGGGAUGUCAGGGUUAGAAUAUAACAGACACACAGGCAAUACUUAGAACCAGCUAUCCUCAGUUUGAACUCUGCAGACCUGUGAACCUGUGGGGGUGUGUGUCUGAGAUUGAGGGUGUAUGUGGUCUCUGAACGCUCAUCAUGUCACGUCUCUGACUUGGAAACAUUUCGGUCGGUUUAGGUGGUUUAAGAUUUGUACAGAUAUUUAUCGCUGCAACAAAGUGGGACGAGGACCCACUGAGACUCUGCUUUCAUGUCGUAUUAUGAGGCAGGGUAACCUCAUCUGUGAAGCAUCAUUCACUUGGUUUCAGGAGCCAGAAAAAGGAGCUGCUGGACUGAAGCUGUUAGAUUAGAUCAGAUCUUAAAAACAGUUUGUUUGAAAGGAUGCUUGCUUAAUCAGACAUAUGCAAAUGUUAUUUUGAAGAAACGUGUGAUCAAAGGACAGCAUCACAUGAAUUUUUUUAAGUACAUUUUGACAGUUAAAGGUGGGGUCGGCAGGAUCUGAGGAAGUUUCAGUCUUUGGGAGACAUCUUGAAUGUAAACACUUCCCCUACCAACCAGUUUUCCCCUCAGCUCCUUCUCUCCCCUCCCUCUCUGCUCCAGCAAGCCCCACCCACAAACAGACGCUCCUGCUCGCUCGUAUCGUUCCAAUUAAAUUCAGAUAAAAUGCAGAUAAAUACUUCAGAUAAUUACAAAUGAGGCCCAGUCAACAUGAAAGUAAACAGCAUUGGUGCUACUGUAGAUGCCAACAGAAUACCAGGAAACACAAUGUUUGCAGGACUUCUACAACUAGGAUAAAGUGACAUAGUCCAGGACCUGAGCUAAACAGUUCAGCGGCGCUACAACACGCUACUUUGACAAGAAACACUUCUGUUACAGACACUUGGCUUACUUUGUUAGAGCGGUUUAUCUGUACAGCAGAAAGGGUCCAUAAGAUCCCAAUGUGACCCAAUUGUUUAUGCUUUAUUGAUGUUUUUAUUUUAUUGAUAUUGACCAGACUUUUUAGCUCUUGGCCGGUCUACCUCCUUUUCAAGCGCACGUUAUUCUGCCAGUCUCUCCGGUAUUUACUUAGUUUUCUUGCUUCUGUUGGCAGUCGAGGCAAAAGGAGGUUUCCGAUAAUUUUCCGUACUUUCUGGUUGCUUUCUACUGUCCGAUAUUGUAGCAUGCUAAUUUUGUUUGGGCUCGUGCACGUUAUUCAAGGAUGUGGAUUAUGCCUCACAACACGAGGGAGCAGCGUCCGCCUCACAACCAAUCAGGAUGGGGGAGGCGGAGAUUGGCUUUGUUUACAGUCAGAAAGUGCGGGCCAAAAAACAAAACACAGCGAUAUCGCUUAUAUCACCAAAUGUCAUCAAUGACUAAUAGCUAUUGACUGAUAUUAAAAGCUUUUUUGUAGAUACACAUCACUUCUUUAACGGAUUCCUGCCUACCCCACCUUUAAAUUGACUGCAUCAGAAAGCUAACAUGUUUCAGAGUCAUUUUAAGCAUUAAUUUGGUGUAAAAUUAUUCUCAUGGCAAAUUUCUGCACAUUAGAUAUGAGGAAGCACACCUGGUCACUACACAGAGAGCAUGCAGGUUCAGACUGGAGCACAGCGUCUGCAAGCUGCAGAUGGAGCUGCACUGUGCAGCAGUGCGCCUGUCGCUGUUCAGCUUGUUGUGAUAAGAGUCGAGCCGGCUGCCACUUCAGUGUGCAACCAGUGGAAGAGAGAGAGGGAGAGUAAACGGGAGAGUGAGAUGGAGAGAGACGAACAGACAGAGAGAGAGAGAGAGAAACUGAGCUGAGUUAGGGAGGACGGCUGCUGUCUGCAGGGCUCAAAGUAGGAGGAAGAGGAGGAGGAGGUCAGGAUUAAAGUUGCUGCUCCUCUCUGUCUGCUCCUCCCUCCUCUCUCCUUCCUUCCUCUCCUUCUCUCCUCUCCUCUUCCCUCUCCUUCCUCUGUCUGUCUGGUCUCAUUCCUUCCAUACCAGACAUAACUGCUGGCCAGCUGAGUGAGUCUGCAGCCUCUCGCUGUAAAGAACAACCAGAGUCAGCAUUCAGUUGUAUAACACAUAAUUACAACAAGUUGUGGAAACACACACACACACACAGACACGCACACGUGCUCACACACAGUGUGGUGAGGGGAGCAGAGAGGGGGCUGUGAUAGUUUAUUUUGAAGUCAAGUCUUUACUCUCUCCCAGUUUCAGCCUGAGACAGAAAACUUUGACUGUCUCUGUGUUCCGACCGUCCUCUCUGUCCGGUUUCAGAUCUUUAUGUGUUUGUCACUGUUUCUUGAAGGAUCUGAACCUCCUGAGCGGCUGAGGAAAACCUGAUUUUGAGGAUGACUUCAUUUAUUUCAUGUUUCAGUCGUUCUAAUCACAGAAUGUAAUUUGAUGAGUUUCCACCAGUGUUCUGGUUUGAUCCUGUUCAGUCUGGUUCAGUUUGGUGAACCCUGAUCAUGCUCAUGUUUCCUCAGCAGACCGAAGUCUACCCUCAAGCUUCAGCUUCAGAGCUGCACCCUUCAGCUGAGUUUUGUUCAUAGUCUUGUUGAGAAUUGGCACUUUAUAAAUAAAGAUUGAUUGAUUGACUCUGUAAAGACUGUCAGCUCAUUUUGAGACUGUGGUUGUAAAGUUGAUGAUCUGCUGUGCUGUUUCUCCUGCAGCUCUAAAUGCAGCGCCGACACAGGGACAGUGAACUCUUGUCGUGUUUCUUAGUUCAGCAUGUAUCUCUCUGGUUUCACAGUAUUGAUGGUUUUGCGUUGGUUAUUGAAGCAGCUGUUUUGCUCUCAGUGAAGUUUCCUGGUUCUUAUUUGCAGCAUAUUUCUGCCAUUGCUCUAGUUUGGGAUUUUUGCGUGUGUUUCUGAUUUUACCGUUUCUCUGAAAGAUUGUUCGGACUGGUCUGCAUCAUCAGACUCUGUAUUGAUCCGCUGAGAGUCUUUUCUGUCUUCAGCUUGUGUUUUCUUUUUGCAUAUAAACUGAAUUUAACUUUUGUGCCUGUAUUUGAGAGGACAGUGCGGUGGACAGAGAAAGAAACAGGGAGAGAGACAAAGGAGCCACAGGCAGGAGUCAGACCUUCCUUCCCACUAAAAGCAUAACCUCUCUCUCUCUUUCUCUCUCUCUCUGUCUAUCUUCAGCUCUUGUCCCUCAACUCUGCAGACAGAAGUGUUCUGAGUGUUAUCAGCUCACUCUGGCUACCUACACACACACACACACACACACACACACAUACACACAUCUAUACACACACACAACAGUCUGGACAUGUCCAUGUGUGGUCAUGGUUUCAGCUGAGUUUAGAUGUUCCGAUAGAGAUGGGGUCUCAGCGUUAAUGACCUAUUUAUAACACACACACACGCACACACACACACACACACACACACACACACACACACACACACACACACACACACUCUAAAUGUGUGUCUGCAUAGAGUAUGUGUGUGUGUGUGUGUGUGUGUGUGUGUGUGUGUGUGUGUGUGUGUUACCUGAAAACCUGUCAGCCUGUUAUCCUGGUCUACAGGGGGCAGUGUGAUGGCUGCAGGAAGUGAGGUCACCUGUGCACAGAGUCCGAAAUUAAGAACAAGAUGUUAAAGUUAUUUGAGAUGAAACAAACUCAUUAAUACACAGAAAAACCCACCUGAAAGAGAGUGGGUCUGUCCUUACCCUCCAAUGGUUAACAAGUCUGAAGAUAUUCCCUGAAGUGGGUCUAAAACUUGUUUUGCUUGUGUUCAGGCUGUUUUCAGCUGCAGGUGUGUACAGCUGCAGAGCAGUGUGUGUGUGUGUGUGUGUGUGUGUGUGUGUGUGUGUGUGUGUGUGUGCGUGCGUGUGUGCGUGCAGAGAGGAUAAAUCAUACUGAGGUUCUCACAGAGCUCCUGGUGAUUGAUGGCAGGCUGAAAAGUCCCAUAAAUACAGAUCAUUAGAAGAGGAAACAGCUGACGGCUGGUUCAUCUCUUUGUUCUGGGUGGAGACCUCAGGUGAUGAAAAAUGAAGUAAGCGCAGUUCCUCCGGUGUCCACCAGAGACUGAGUCCAAAUGUGAAGGAAACGAUGUGUAUGAAUUUGCAGGUUUUGGAAUCAGGCUGAGUCUACAGAAACCAGAGGGUGAGGACUGUCUGUCUGUCUGUCUGUCUGUCUGUCUGUCUGUCAGGUUUCUGCCCUGAAGCUGAGGCCCCACCCCCUUUUGGAUAAAAGCAGACCUUCCAAAAUGAAUUGAGAAUAAUGUCAGUUCAGGAUACAAGAGUCACCUCAGCUCACAGUACAUCAGCUGAUCCAAACUUCAGACCAUAUCAGCUGACAGCUCAGCUGAUUACCUUCCUCACACCCAACAGUCGGAUAAGAAAAUGUUUAUCCCACCUACUCUUCCUGUUUCCUCUACAACCCUCCUCCACCCCAGCUCCUGUUGUUUGUGAUUACAUCAGUGUCUUUGCUGCUGCUCCCCCUGCCUCAACCUCAAUUCCCCCUUUUUUUUUUUUAACAGUGUUUCUGAGUUUACCAGGGUCUAACACGGUUUAACUGAACUGCUGAUUUCCUCACUGGUUUCACUGGUUUUUAACUAUCAAGUCUGAUUGCUGUAGAGAGGAGGAAAACUCUGCAGACUUUUAGCUCCCAGUGAAACCCUGAUGAGAAAUAACGCACUGAAAAAUCUUCAGCUAAAAACAAACUGAGCUAAUGUUAGCUGCAGCUCAGCUUGCAGCCCGUCUUGAUGUCUGGUUGAGUACGUUGUUCAGAAGAGCAGCAGAUAUAUCAUCAGUUUAAUGCGUCAGAAAGCUCAUUAAAAGCCUGAUCAUGCCCACUGUCUCAGAAUAAAUCUGUCCUCUAAACUGUGAAAUUAGCACCAGGUCAAACUGAAGUUAUCCCUGGGUACACUGGACACUGCAUCUAUUCAGAUCCAGCGUAUUGGCCCCAAAUAAUGAGCAGGUUUUGGGUAAAUCAUAAUGUGAAGAAAACAAUAAAACUGCAGUGCCUCUUAUUUUAGCUAAAGCGCAUAAACAUGGGCAGACUGGCUUUGUUCCAUCUAAAGGGUCCAAUGCAGUUUCUUUUUGGCCCCAGUACUGGCCAUACUGGUAGCAGGAGAGCCAAGACUUGGUUUGCCCAGAGCUCGUAGGGGCCCCCAAAAGUGCGAACUCUGUCAAGCCUGUGGAAUCUGUAGCUCAGGUUUGGUGGCUGGAUAAAUGCGGACAAAAUGUGGUUCAGACUGUAGCGCCCCUGAAACUCCACAACCACUUUUGCAAAUACAUUAUUAUUGAAGGGGGGCAUAGAGGCAGGUAACUUGAGUGGUGCCUAGGGGUCAAAGGUUGCAAAUUGUAUGAUAAAGGCACUAAUGGCUUGGUGGUUUUUGAACACCCCUUUUAUAGAGAAACUGUACUCCUCAUGGCAGUGAUUGCUGGUUUGACUCCCAGCCAUGACUCUUUGCUGCACAUCUUUCCCCCCUCUCUACUCCCCAUGUUUCCUGUCUCUGCAGCUGUCCUGUCAAGUACUGGGAGGUUAGGAGCACUGUGGAGCAGAACAGAUUAUAUUUAAUGUGUCUUAUCUUAGAGACACAAGGUGGCAUUUCUCUGAUUUCUUGGGAAACUUUUUGUCUAACCAGUCUUACUUUUUUAAGACAAAAAGUCCCCAAUAUCGCAGGACUUUUAAAAGUCCGCAGAGUAAUCAUUGAAGUGUUCAGACUUAUGUUUGUUGUUGUAUAACGACUGAUGAUGGAGUGAUGAUGAUGCUCCUGUUUGACCCUCCCUGUCCUACAUCAGAGCAUCAGCUUCACAUGCAGAGCUGAGGACAAAUAUAAACUCUGAGCUCAGAGGACAUUUUUACCGAGAGCUCUGAAUAUAACGCCUGAGCUGUUCCUUCAUUAAUGCUGUGUGAUGUGAGUGUGUGAGGGUCACAUGAUGUGAUCUACAUCAUGUGACCCUCAUCAAAAGCUUCAUAAGCUGUUUGAAAGAGCCUGAAUUCACUGCAUUUCUUCACUUUUUUACACAUGUGAUGUGUUUAUUGCUCCAUGAGACUGAGCAUGCUCAGUAGCAGCUUUGGAGACAGACUGAUCUGGAAUGACCCCCUGCUGUGGGAGGAGAGGGUUGGGGGCUAAGACACUACCUUGUAUACACACACGCAGCCGGAGCAUGUGUUUCUGUGGGGGGUGAGGAUUAUCUGUACAGCCAGACAGACAGACGGACAGAGGAUCAUAACAGCCCUGACUGACCGUCCUCUGUGACCCCUCUUCUGAGACCAUCCAUGACCCCCCCUACAGAGACCUGGUUUGUCCCGAGUUGUCUGAGCUUUUCCUUACAGGCUCACUGAGUGGAUCAUUGUCUGGUUUCCUGCUCCUGUGAAUCCAGUUCAGUCAGUGUUUCUGUGUUUCUGUCAUUUUGACUUCAGGCUGUCUGUGUCUGUGCAGGAGUGAGCGCUCUGCUGUAUGUGAGGAUCUUUGUCUGUCGGUCAGCAGGAGGGGCGCUGAGUAUCUGGACAUAAUCAUGUACACAAACAUCAGACUAGUCCAUCAUCAGUGUCGAGGUAUUUAAGAUGGGGGUUUCUUAGAGUGAUUAAUGGAUCAGAUAAGAGCAGAAACCCUUAAUAUUGAAACUUAGUAAAAGCCUGUGUUCUGUUCCUGUUCAGUUGGUCUGUCCUCCCUCCUAGAGCUCUGGAGUCUCUUUCCCUGAUGCACACUCAAAAACUCUUUCCAGAUCUCUGAUUAGAGUCUCUGAAAACCUUCAUUUUAGCCUCGACUGAAACCCUUAAUUUAAGGUACUUUCUCUUUAAAGGACUUCAAUAAUGAUUAGAACCAGCAUUCUAAAAACCAGCAUUCUAAAAUCCAGCAUUGCUGGAACCCAGCAUAAAAAACAAAUAUUCUGGAACACAGCAUUCCAGAACCCAGCAGAAAGAAACAAGUAUUCCAGAACCCAGCAGAAAAAACAAUUACUCCAGAACCCAGCAUUAUAAACUUUUAUUCCGGAACCCAAAGUAAAAAAACAGUAUUCCCGAAACUGCAGAAAGAGCAGGUACUUUGGAAUCCAGCAUUAAAAAAAAGCAUUCCAGAACCCUGCAUAAAAAAACGAGUAUUCUGGAACCAUCUUAAACUUUUAUUUCAGAACCAAACAUAAAGAACGAGUAUUCUAGAAUCCAGCAUAAAAAUCGAGUCUGAAACCCAGCAUAAAAAAAAGGUUUUCUGGAACCCAGCAUCAAAAAAUGGGUAUUCCAGAACCCAGCAUAAAAAAUGAGUAUUCUGGAACCAUCAUAAAAAAGCAGAAUUCUGGAACCCAGCAUUCAAAAACCCUUUAUUCUGGAACCUAGCAUUAAAAACGAGUAUUCUGGAACCCAGCAUUUUAGAAACUUGCAUAGCAGAACCCAAAACUAUGGAACACACAUUUAAGGACUCCGCAUUUAAGAAAAAACCCUCCCAUUCAAAACCUAGUAUUCCAGAUCUCAGUAUCCAAGGACAAAUGUCUCAGAACCCAGCAAUCUGGAACCCAGCAUUUCCUAACCCUGUGCUCUAGAACCCAGCAUCCAGAAGCUAGCUCCAGACCCCAUAGAAAUUCACUUCAGAUCAUCUUGCCCUAGUUCCUCUCUAUGCUGUGUGAUUCUGUGUUCAGCGCUGAUAAAUAAGGGGUUAAUUCUGUCUGUUUUCUGACUGCUGGAGCAGUGAGUCGGUCAGAACUGUUCCCCAUGUGACACCCAGAGGUGGUGAACUUGGUCUAUAAACCACAUGAACACUCACAGCAACACAAAGUGUUGGAACGAUGUUUGAGUGGCUCCAGUCCAGCUCUGAUGAUGUCAUGUCAGGAUGAGAGAGAGAGAGAGUGUGUGUGUGUGUGUGUGUGUGUGUGUGUGUGUGUGUGUGUGUGCGUGUACUACAGAGCAGUACUAAUAAGACUCCUCUGUUUAGCUCAGACUUCCUGUUUCCUGAAUGGUUGACCACAUCGGAGUGUGUGAAGGAGCUAUGACCUUUGACCUCUUUGUCUCGGAUGAGGUCUGGGGGACAGCGUUUUAUUUUGAAAUAUAUCAGUCUCUGUUCCUGUUGCUGGUGUCUGGUUAGCCAUGAAUCCAGCACACAUGGUUUUGUGGAGUUUGUUAAAGUACUGAUGUCAGCUAUGUCAGUCAUGCUGUCCAGUGAAGCAGACAUACCUGAUCCUGAGCAGCAUCUCCUCUCUGACUCUGGAGUUUCUGCAGACUGAGGCUUUAUUGAGAUAUUACUGCAGAUCUAAUUUAGUGGUCAGUCUACUCUGAAGUAUACUUUUUUAUAUUCUUUUAUACAUCGCAGGGUGAAAGCAUCAGAGUAUAUUUCCAUGCAGUACAUUUGUAGGUUUAUAAAUGAUGUAUAUGUAUAUCUUUGUAACUGUGAGUUUUUCAUGGAUUUCACCUGUUUUGGAUGUCUGUAUUUAGCAUGGUCACUUCAGGACAUCACUUAUGUUGAAAAAACCCUUUAGCGGAGCUUUCUGGUGUGCAGACCUUUAUGCGAUUGUGUUGUUUUCAAUUUGGGAUCCAGCACCCAAAUAAAGAUGUGCAUGUCUAAUCAGAUUUUUCUGCAUAACACAUUUUAAAAGAAUAAUGUUUAUUUUCUUGUUUCAAAUGGUCUUUGUUCCUGAAAUUCUGAGUUAUCUAUCAGCAUGAAUUCACUUCUCCUCUGUCAAUGUGUCCCUCCAGAGUCCGGAGUCAUGAAGCUGAAUCCACAACAGGCCCCUCUAUAUGUGAGUAUAAACCAUCAACAUGCAUUUUAACACAUUGAAACACAGACUUUACCAGUUUAACCAGUAUGACCAGACACAGCUUACAGAGCCUAAUCUCCAUAUUAUAAAUGAAAUAACUGACAAAUCAUGCUGCACUAUAACAUGACAUCUGAGAGCAGCUCAACCUCAGCCCCUCUGUGAUGAGCUCUGUUACCCAUGUGUGCAUUAUGUGUGUGUGUGUUUGUGUGUGUGUGUGUGUGUGUGUGUGUGUGUGUGUGUGUGUGUGUGUGUGUGUGUGUGUUGUGUGUGUGUGUGUGUGUGUGUGUGUUUGAGGAAGUGAAAUAGUGUGUCACAGCUGUAACAGAGGUGUGCACCAGUUUAAGACUUGCGAUAAAUCUUCUGUAGUGAGGGAUGAAGUAAGAAACUCAGUGAGGGUUUGUUGUCUGUUGUUUGUGCAGAUGUUGAAAUUACCAGAACAGGAACUCAGCAGGGGGUUGACUCUCUUUCACAGUAAAAGCUCAUGAAACAUAAAAUAAACUGUUUAAAAAAUGUGAUUUUAAUCUGAAACCUUUUUAUUCCACUGAUGAGCAGGCAGACUCAAGCAUAAAAGCAUAGCGACAUCACACAGUCCUGUGACUUUUGGCCAAUCAGAUAAUGUUGUGGGCGGGUCAACAGUGAGGAGUGAAAACAGAGGCAGCAGAGCUGAAACAGCUGACUUCAUAAUCAAUGACUUUAUCAGUGAUUGGACAAAUUCACACUGAUUUGAUAUCACAUAACUGUUUUAAGUAAGACUGUUUUUAAUGAUGUUGUUGGUUAACUUAUGUGUCUGUGUAAUUAGAUACUGUGUAUGUGCCCGUCAGCAACAACAGCUGCUGCUCAUUUCUUCUUUUUAGAGGAAACACAAAACAGGAGAAAUAAGAGCAGAACAUUUUCCUGUGAGGCUCAUUGAACAUGUUCCUGUGCUUAAAAAUACUUGAGAGAAAUGUACGCACAAAUGGGUUACUGACCCAAAAACACACACAAACCACUCAGCUGAUUCAUCAAUACCUCACUGAGAGACAGUCCAGACCUGAUCAGACCUUAGGACUCCACCUGAGGGGUCUGAUCAAACACAAACAUGGUACUGAAGGACAGGGGUGGGUGUGUGCAUGUGUGGAUGUGUGUGUCACAUGCUACACAGCUGUUCAAGUCAAAUAUGUAAACUGCAGCUUGAACAUCACUCCCAUGUAAACACAGAGUCUGACACAGGAGCUGCAGCUGCUUUAUGACCGCUGUCAGUGUUUGAUGAAUCUGCAGGUUGUGUUAUUGUGUUUUUUAUGGGAGGUUAAAGGUCAGGAGCUGAACACAGAUGACCUUAACAUGUUCAUCUUUGUGUUAGAAGCUGCCUGUGUGAACUCCUAUGUAUUCAUUGCAACACUGAUGUUUAUGACUCCUGCAGAUCAGAGAUAGAUUGAUCAAUGCCAUUGUUCAGUAAUCUGCGUCAUUAAAGCUACUGUGAGGAAUUUUCUGCACGUGCUAACUUUUGUGCCCCCUCUCAACAAAGUGAUUUAUUGUUGCUGGAUCUGAUUAAUCUUUGUCUAUAUGCAGUUAGAGGACAAAUAAUUGCUGAGGAAAAUGUAAGGACUGUUUCUUUAACGUAUAACCCCCACACACAUACAGACACAGCUGGGCAGGUAUUUAAACCUACAGUUUAUUAACGGUCAGGUAGGUCAUAAACAUCCUUAUCUACUUUUACGUGUGAUAAAGUCUGUUUGCACUGUUCAUUCCACCUUGUUUCAAAAACUCCUCACAGGAGCUUUUGAACCAUUUUCUAUUGUUAGCAUUAGCAUGCCAUGUGUUCAAUGUAUAAUUAAUAUUCCUGAUGCUCUCCUUAAGAACAACUCAACAACAGUCCAGGUGUGUGAGCUAGCGUGACUGUUUCCUCUUUCAGACGCAGCCGAGCAUCUGCGUCUGUGUGUGUGUGUGUGUGUGUGCCGUAUGAAAAAGUGUGUGUGAUGUGAAACAUUCCUGAGUGCUAUUGUUAGCCCCUGUUUUGUGGGUGUGGCUGUUAACAGGCUUUUAACUGCGUGUUCAGCACAAGUGUGUGUGUUGUGUCAUGUUUCAGUCUGUGUGUGUGUGUGUUUGUGUGUGUUUCAGGGGGUCUGUUAAACUCUGCAGGCUGGUUCAUUUUAACCCCAUCAUGUCUGAGAGCUUGUUCAUACAGACUGGGCCUUUGGGGACAUAAACAGCAACAACAAAAAGAGUUUUCAUAUUUAGGAAAGAAAAUAAAAGCUCAUAUUUCUAAAGUCAGACUUCAGUAAAUCAUGUCCACAUUCAUACUCAGUGCAGUGUCAACAGUUGAGUGUAAACAGUGCUGUGUUGUGUUGUGUGGUGCAGCUGUUUGACAGACUGUAGGUGGAGCAGCCUCUCUGCGGAGCUGCACACACAGACUGACACAGUGACACUAAAACUACAAAGAGCAUCUGCAGGAUGAUGAGGACCCACUGGCAUUAAGACUGGAUAGAAUAUAAAAAAGAUUUUUAAGAAUUAGAUAAGAAUUUCAGUUAGAUAAAUGAGAUUUUGAUUUUCACUUGUGAUCAAAUGUAAACGGUAAAAGAAUCUUGUCUGUUUUUUCGUCGGUGUUUUGGUCUAACAGCAGCAUUAAAGUCAGUCUAAAUCAGCCCACCAAACAUCGGACGUUGAAAAGACGUGCAGAUCAAGUCAGUAUUGCAAAGUACAGUAUAGUACAAGACGUCGAAAUGACUUUAAUUCUGCACCUGAAGGAGACGUGAUUUAGAAAAUCACGUUAUAUAGACGUCAUUUUGACGUCGCAUUGCGCAGUGGGAGUGCUUAGUGAAGGUGACGAUGAACAUGAUGAAGAGAAAAGCUGCAGACUGAGUGAAGAAGUAAUGAAAAUGAUGGAGUGUGAGGAGAGGAAGGCAUCUGAAUGAUAUUCAUCACAUCUAAUUGAGUGUGCAUGUGAUAUUCCUGUUAUAACCUGUAUCUUUGACUUCUUCAGUGGUUUUUAAAGGUAGCACCACCUGCUGUGUUUGAGUUCGGACACAAAGGAUGAGAAACACUGUGUUGAUGCCCUUUGUAUGUUUGUGUGUGUGUGUGUGUGUGUGGUCUCAGGGGGAGUGCGUGCUCACCGUGCAGCUGGAUGAUGAAGAGGUGUGUCAUACUGACAGAGAGGAGGAAGAGGAGGAGGCGGAAUUUUACCUUUUAUUCUCAGGAUCCACUCAGAGACACCUGAGCAGCACCCUGAGAGUCAGCCAGGUCACGCUGCAGGCAGUGUGUCCAGGUAACACACACACACACACACACACACACACACACACACACACACACACACACACACACACACACACACACACACACACACACUCUCUUUCUCUGCUCUUUCAUUUAGAAAGAGCCAGGUGUGCUUUGUUAGUCUCAGCUGUAAAUACUGAAGUUGGAAAAGAGGAAUGAGAGUUUAAAACACAGCUCAGAGCUGUGAGGCAGAGAUACAGCUGAGAUCAAUCUGACAUUAUCUGAUUAAACUUAGACAUGUAGAAAAGUAAAAGAGGACAAUUUUUUCAACAUUCACAAACUUAACCUUUAUGAGGGUUGUGACUCUGCGUAAGAUGAUAAACAGAAUUUGACGGUCUGCAAAUCCUUUAAGUUUAUCUUCAUGUAAAUAAGAUAAACUGAGAAACAACAUAUUACAUUACAUACAUGUUGAAAUCUCUGUUCAUUAUAAAUUUGAUGUUUCCAAAAAAUUGCCCCAGCUUAAAGGGAUAUUCCGGCGUAAAAUUAAGUUAGGGUCAAACACACCGUAACACCAAGUUAGACACCCCCUCGAGAGAUGAAUGUUGCCGAACACUUGCUUCUCUAUCUGCAGGUUUUUACACCAUCAUCAAUUCAGUCCCAGAGUGCUCCAGGUGAUUCAAAGAAAACAGCACACCUCACCUGUGUCAGUGUGAGUGCACAGGUGUGGUCUCUGAUGCUGCGACAGACACACAGUGAAUUGAGGAGAGAGUGGUAGAGUUAGGGUGUAGACCUUAGAGGGCGAAUGACUCACUCUAUGUGUGUGUGUGUGUGUGUGUGUGUAAGGAGCCGUAAUUACAGUAAUUACAGCUUAGGACAAAGUAGUGGGUAGAGUUUUGUCCCACGUUGAUGCUGCGUGGCUCCUCAGCAGCAGGCACGUAUUCACAUUAAUACACACCAAUUCUCUCACGGCUCAUAUGAAGCCAGUUUGCCUAGCUUAGCAUGAAGUCCAGAAACAGUUUGCUCUACACUCCCUUGUCCAUCAGUAAAAGUUGGUUGAUGUACGUCAAGUAUUUACGCUGAUGGAGGGCACAACCUGAAUCAGACACACCUCAGUAUUUUAGUAGUUAUGGGUCUGACUAUUUCCUGGAGCGGUAUCUCUUUGUGUUGAGCUCUGGUUAUCUGAUACAGCAGUGAGUUCUCCCAGAGAGUGGUGAGGAAUAAUUUAAAAACAAAACUUCAGUCAUUGUUGGAGGUGUUGGACAUGCAGAGGCUGGGAAGAAGAACGCAGAUGACUUCUUCUCUGUAAGGCAUUGCUUUACAGCGAGACAAACAGCUGCAGACUAAAAGACAAAUAAAAUGCAAGAAUAUAUUUCUACAUAAGACUGUCGAUUCAAAUUUGAGCUCUUUUAGUUGAAAAGCUUUGACACACAGAUAUAGUUCAGAAUGAGUUCAUUUCUCUUUUCCUAAGAAUGAUCAACCAUGUUUCAGAUCCACUAAUCAGAAAAAUAAGGAAGUGAUUAUAAACAUUUAUGACAGCAUAAUUUAAAAGUUUUACAGCUGGGAAUUUAAUGUCUUCCUAACAACAGAGUCUUUUGAGUAUUGGGUUUCAUUGCACAGAAGUCCAAAAACUUUAUCCAGUUAUAAAGAUUCAUUAAAAAAACUCAUUCAGUGAAUCAUGAGAAGUUAUAGUUUCUGUCACAUACAAACUAAAGACGGUUGUAUUUCUUACAUUAUAUUACAGCAUGACUCUGGCCUCUAUUUGAGCCGACUAAAUGAAUAAACAUCUUUUUUUUUCAGUCAUAAUAAUAAUCUCUGCUUUAUCUGGUUAACAUUAAAUUUCUAAACUGAGAUGCAUUUAUUAAAGGACCCUCUCAGUCUGAAGGAGGAACUUCAGCUAAUAAAGAGCUGGUCUAACAGAAACGCUUCAGUCUGACCUGAUCUGUUAUACUCAAACUGUGUUUGUGUUUGUGUGUGUGUGUGUGUAUUUUUGUAUGUGUGCAGCCCAUAAUGUGUGUGAGCAGGUCUUGGUGACAUUAUGUGUGGCUCGGCCCGGUGAACCAGUGGACGCUCACUCUCAGGAGACCUUCAGCUUCGUACAGGUAAAACUUUCUGUUGACCAAUCACAAAGGAGAGCAUUAAUACUCUGAAGAUUAGGCCAGUGCUGAUGGGUCUCUGCGUGUGUAUUUGUGUGUAGGACCUGGCUCUGGACAUGGCUCACUUCCUCCUCCACAGCACAGAUCCAGAAGAAGCUCUGCUACUUGAGGAUCAGCAGGUGAGUCAGGUUAAACACAGCUCAGGUGUUUACCAGAUGAGAUUACAGUCAGUGUCUACAUACUACUUCAAGCUCUAUUUCAGGCUCUGCUUCACAUGGAGGGGAAAAGACAAUGAAUCUUUGAAAACUCUAGCAUUAAAAAUCGUCCCUUCUCCUUUAAUUAAAACACGCUGAGUACCACCUUUUUGCUAAUGUGACAAAUACACACAGAGCAUCUCCAGGACAAAUCCACUCAUACUCUUGAUUUUAGCAGUUGAGAUUAUGCUGGACACCUCACCUUAUAAAAACUUUAUACUAGACCAAAGUAAAGUCUUAUUAGACUACUAAUUUUAUGAAAUCCAUAAUGAAGACGAAUAGACUCAUAAUUCUACUGUUAGAACAAGGUCAUUGGAAGAAGCUGUCUUAUCUUUUCAAGGCUGAUUCAACUGAUGUGAUCUGUGUGUGUAUUAUGUGUUUCAGAUCCCUCUGAAGGAGUGUGUGAAGCUGGAUCAGAGUCUGGCCCUUGCCCUUAAACACCUGAGCCCACCCACCCUCAGGAUGGCGUCAGGAAGAGGCCCCUCCCACUCAGAUUCAGACAUGGAUGUACACACGAGGAUAGGAGAGACGCUGUCACACAAAGACACAGAGACACCUGAGCACACACAGAGAUACAGGAACACAGGUGAGUCACAACGCAUCAUCUGCCACUGACCCCGACUCCUCUGUGAUCCUCCUUGACCCUGAGGUAACCCUAGCAAUAUGGGUCCAAUUUAAAAAACAGAAUCUGUACUAAAAGUGCACUAACAUAAAAAAAUCUGAAGUACUGCGCACCAAAACUCACUUGGAUAGAUGGUCAGUGCAGCUCACAAAUGAAAAAGCUUAAAUGAGCUCAAGAUCCGAGGCCCCUACAGUGACCAGGAGAAAACUGUUACUGAGGCAAACAUGGAGGACCACUAAUUGUUUUCUUCACAGUGAGUGGCUCUAAAUGAAAAAAAAUCAGCUCAAGAUGACAUGCUGCUGCAGCAUCCACAGUGUCAGUGCAAACAUUGUCGAUCAUUACACUGUGGCAGAAGAAGAAGACUGACACUGUGUUCUUAGACGCCUGUAAGGGUCUCUUUGGAUGAUGAAGUUCAGACACUCAGUUUUUCUGCUCUGAGCUGCAGAGGAAUGUGAAGCUGAGACCAGGCUGGUGAGAUUUUCAUUAGACUUUGAGGAACUCUUCCAUGAUGUAUUGGACAAAGCUCCCAUCAGGAGUUUCCUCUGCCUCUGCAGUGUUUGUACCCGCAGUCCCGUGUUUUUAUAGAUCACAAACUUUUAUUGCAUACACAGUAUUUCUAAAUGUGACUGUUUUGUUUUACCUUUUUCCUGUCUGAUUUCUGCACAUUGUAACACAGAACUUUUUGAUGUAACACUCUGACUGCAGAGCCUUUUUUCAGGGUUCGUUUUUGGUCAAUAUAUCAGUGAAGAUGUAUUUUCUCUGAAUAAGCGUCACCCUCUUUAUCGUCCUCGUUUUUCACUCACUGAGCUGUGUGUGAAAAUCACUUAAUCAGACUUUCUGCUGCUUAGAAGACAUCCACGUUUCCAGAACAUAACACGGGCCUACUGUCACAGGUUAAUAUCUUAUAAGUCAGCUGUUUAACACUCUGCUUUUUGUGAUGUUAAAUCACAGUAAGUCUCACUGUGAAGAUCUGAAGAUGAAAACAAUUGAAGACGGUGAACCUGACAUGCUGUGAAAUGUGUAGAAGCGUGUUGUUGUUGCAGUGUGUAGAGGCUUUAGGUUGUUACAGUGAAUUAAUUCAGUGCAUGUACACAGAUUUUAGGAGAGCUUGGUACAAUGGAUCUGGAUUUAUCGGGUAAAUAAGACAUUGACGGUGUCUACACCCCCCUCUGGAGGAGGACAGACACAGACAGAGGAAGAUUUGCUGCCUCUUUAUUCCAUCUACAGCAGUGAGACUAAAGAAAACUCACUGUGCUGUUCUCAUACAGUCAGCUGUUUGACAAAUACUAGACACUUUAAGGUGGACUCUUUCCUCUCCUGUUACUCCCUGCAUCACUUACCGCCUCAAAUAUCUGACUGUGGAGUUUGUUUGAUUGUGUCUCCUGCUUUAGUGAUGAUCAGUUCAUAAAUGGUGGAUUUUAAUGACUUCAAACAGACUGAUAUUUCAGUGUGCUGCAGGGUUUGUCAUGAUACCAAUAAAACCCAUGCAUCCAUGCAAAAACAUAAAGAACUUAUUCAUGUGUUCAUUUGUAACAGAGUUCAAAUGACUCUGUAGAAUAUAUGAUGUUGACCUCUUUAUAUGAACUAAUGAAUAAUUCUGAUUUAUUGAGCUGCAGCUGUAGGAGUGUCUCUGUCCAGCAGGGGUCUCUGUUCUAUUUCUUAUCCUCUGACCCCCCUGUGUGUCUCAUUCCCCCCACCAGCUGACACGCGGGUCCAGCAGCUCUGCAGUCUGCUUAACUUGGCAGCCCGUCACGGUCUGCCGGCGGUGGCAUCCUUCGUCUUGCAGCAGCCAGGAGGUCCAGAGGCGCUGAGGAGGACCAACGCUCAAGGAGAGACGGCCACUCAAGAGGCGGAGAGACGAGGACACAAGAAGCUGCUGGAGCUUUUUAAAAGGUGAGUACAGGACAGAGAGUUUGAUUUAGACAGUGAGUCUGUCUGCUGGAGAGGAGCUUAUUUUCUGAAGUCAGGUUCUCUGUUGUGAACCUCACUGAGAGACAUGAAACCAGGAAUUUGGGACCAGAGGAUCAAUACUGAAGAGGAUAAUUUGCAGACAUGAUCAAUAAUACAGAUAAUCAAAAACAAAGAGAUUCAAAAACAGAGAAUCAAAAACACAAAGGAUCAAUAACACAGAGGAUCUAUAACAGAGAGAAUCAAUAACACUGAGAUUUUUAAGUGAGUCCAUUCUUUAAACACAAACUAUAAGAGAACUUUGCUAGUAAAAUCAAACCAGUCAUAUUAAAGGGAUAUUUCACAGUUUUUAAGUGGGUUAAAAAGUCACUGUGGAUGUCACAAUGGAGAACCUGCACACAAGUUAGGGUAGUGUAUUCUGCAGACAGGCCGACUGACAGAGAGUCUGACCCAAACACUUGACUCAGUUUCAGUUUACCCUCUACUGAGACAGUUCCUCCUCCAUGUGGUUUUCUGACUAAACUCCGGAAUGUUGAAGGAAGUGGAUAACAGACAGUGUUCAGUCUUCAGUAUAGCAGUGGAUUCUGGGUGGUUGGUGAUGGUCUCAGACUGCAGCUUGAUUUGGAUUCUCAAAGAUCCAGAGUGGUUAUUGGUACCAGGUCUCCCUCCUCACAGACAGGAGUUUUCUCUGUUUGGUAACCUCUCCUGCCCUCCAGUUUGCUCAGAAGUUUCUCCACUUUCUCCUUCUGUACUUCAGGUUGUCUUUUUCCUACAGUCUCAAUGGCAGUCCAUAGUCAGGAUGGAUUCUGAAUAUAUGCAAAACUAUGAGAUUAGUGAUUGUAAAUAAGGACGUUUUAUUUAUGCAGAACUUUUAGCAGUGAUAGUAGGAAUAAAAAGAUGAAAAUUUGAGACACAUAUGAAUAAACAGAGAGAAAACAACAACAUACUCACAUAGCAGAAAAAAAUCAUCUAAAGGGUGAAAAGAAUAAAAAUACGGCCAAACAGUGUGUAGACUAACAGAUAAACAGGUCACGAAGACCUCCAGCAGGUUGUUGAACACAGUCAGUACAGCAUGUGCAGAAUGUGAGGAUGAAGAUGAAGAUCAGGUCUGCAGUGUUCAGUGUUACUGCACAGCAACAGUUGACUGGUUUAUGUGAGAUUCUUUGCACUGUUAGAAAUUUAUAAAUGAGGGUGACCAUAUUCUGACUUCCCGAAAAGAGGACACGACUAUGUGGGGGCGGAGUCACACAGUCGCACAAAGUUAAUUGUUGAGGGUUUUUCGGGUCGGAUCGAGUGUCUUUUACGCGCUUCUAACUCAGUAAGUCCACAUGACACAAAAUCAUCAUCUUAUGUACAAAAUUCUGGAUAUUUGAAGGAUUUUAUAAACUUCCCUGGAUAAACCUGGACAGCCCCCCCAAAAAAGAGGACAUCACCCUAAUAUAAACAUUACACACCUGUGGAAAUAUCAGUGAGUUAGUUUGUGGUUUUGAAUGAUGAUAAUAAUGCGGUAUCUCCACAUGUGAGAGUCGCAGCAUGGAGCUUUAAUCAAUGAAGUUUCUCCUGUAAUAAUAAACAGUGUCAGGGAGUGAGUCAGGAUCUGAGAGUAUAAGGGCCCGAUAAUCCACUCCCACUCAGGACUGAACAUGUUAACACAGUGGGUAAGUGUGGAGGGACAGUUGUGGAAAGGCCUGUAACCCCUCCCUUUCCUCUGUCCCAUACUGAUGAUGUCACAGUAUCUGAGUCAGUGGGUCAGGCCCCGCCCCCUGUGAGGAGGAGACAGGAAGAAGAAAAAGGGUGGAGGAGUCUGAGAACAAUGGAGCACAGUACACAACUGACGGAGAUAAACACAGACUGUGUGUGUGUGUGUGAGUGAGUGUGUGUGUGUGUGUGUGUGUGUGUGUGUGUGUGUGUGUGUGUGCGUGUGUGUGGUAAUAAAGUCUGCAUACUGAUUUAAGUGUCACAGAGGACCCUUUUGUUUGGAUCUCUGUCAUCAUGUUUCUCUGUUUCAAUCUGUGCAAUUUUUUAAUGCAAACUUUAUUUAAACAGAUAAUCUGACUUAGACACAGACAGACACUCAUACACAAACACAGACAUAGACUUAGACACAUACACAAACUCAGGCCCUGUCCACACAGAGAAUAAAAAAACAAUAUAUUGCCGUUUCAUUUUGAAAAAGUUUUUCUGUAAAGACAGAGAAGCUGCUCUGAGAUCUAAAAGAAUUAAAAUCGAGUCCUCCCCUCUAUCUGCUGCUGAAAGGUCAUCGGUCACAUGGAAGAGGGCGGUCACAGUGCUGCGACCCGCUCUAAAACCAGACUAAUAAUGUCAACAUGAUAUAAAUAAACAUGUACAGAUUUAUUAUUUCAGGGUUAUUCGAAGGAGAAAUUAUCCUCCGAUACAGAGAAAGAGACAAAGGUGAAAUUUACUGUAAAUAAAGAUAUAAUAAACCAUUUAAAUUGAUGCAAACAUCACUGGCACACAAGAGCAGUAAAUCUUUUUUGCCUUUACCCUCACUCUGAAUAAAAUAUGAACUUGAUUUGAAAGAAAGGUUUGACUCCAAUAAAAGCCUGCUUCAUUUAAAGACCUGGUACCUGAGGCAGUAAAAAUCAAUGAAAGACCUGGCUUUAAUUAGAGGAUUAAUUAGAGAUGAUUGAUGAGAACCAGCAAAUCCAGCAAAUCUCAAAUUGAGAGUUCUGUAUGGGACUAUCAUUCACAGAAUAUCUCCCUGGGACAGAUCGAAUCACCAAACACAAGGGAGCCUCCUCUCUCGGUUUUCACCUCGUGAGAUGUGCCUUUAUUUUGCUGUCAUCCCCGAUGUAGGACUCAGAGUGACAGAUAUUAAUUCAGAGAGACACUCUCAGUGUGAAUCAUGGAAGUAGACUGCUUAAUGCUCACAGUAUGAAGACAAACCGGUUUACACACACCACUCUGUGUGUGUGUGUGUGAGUGUGUGUGUGUGAGGACAGGCUCAGGUCGAACAGUCGGGUGUUCUCUGAGUGAUUGACAGGUCAGGUGAUCCCAGCAGUGGGUGGGGCUCCACAUUCUGGCUGGUUGGUGUCAUGAGUGUGUUGCAGAGGCUGGCCGUGUGUGUUUCGGUUUCUCUCAGCGUGUUCCUCUGGGAGUUUCAGUGAUUUCUGGUAGAAGGGGGACAGACUUAACGUCAGUUUCUCUAGUUCGGCUCCUUCUGUGUUGCCCUGUGAGGGUUUGGGAUCGUUCCUCCGUCCUGUGGCUCAGGUAGCAGACAGGUAAGGAUCGGAGGGGAAGCAUUCCUGAAGGGUUACAUAUCUCCAAAAGUCUGAGACGUUUUACCUCCAGAGGACAGGUCCUGAAUUGUCUGAGAGGGAUCGAAGGUGAUUUUUUUAUUCUUUAUCAUUUCCAGGUAUGACUUGUCCUCACCUGUUGAUGCAGAACUGCAGCAGCAGCAGCAGCAGCUGGUUUACCCAGAGGACCGAGUGUUUCGGCACCAUGCUGACCUGGGUACCUACACCUUAACGCUCCAUCAGAGGGAGGAGGGAGCAGAGCCUGGGAGCAGGGAGCGCCUUCAGGAGGAGGUGGAGGAGCUGAGGAGGCUGAUUCAUCGUCGCAGGGAAAACAAGGUGAGUUGUCAGAGUUUUCUAAACUUCAUUCAUCUGCGAGGCGGCUCUGUUUCUCUUUCUGUUUCUGGGAUAAUAUCCUUUAUUUGGGAUUAGGGUCUAAAGCAGUCUCAGAGACCGUUUACUCAAAGUCUAGACAGAGAGAGUGAGUGAUAUCCAGGUGUUUUAUCUAAUCAGGACAGAGCAGACUGAUCAGCCCGACAUUAAGAUGCUGGACACAAUAAUUUACCUCCACAGUCCCGAGGCAGAUACUCAGAGACACACAAGACUGACUUUAUAAUGAUAAAACAGCAAACAGGACAGACAGCACACAGUACGAAACAGAAAGAUUAGAUCCACCUCAAACAGGGUCAGGUAUUACAGUGGGAUAUACACUUAGUUAUGGAGAUAUUUACCCCUAACCGCAGCCAGUGAGUCAAAAAGUUCAUUUUAGACCCUGAUCACAAAUAACAGAUCAGUGUAGAGUAAGCUGGUUAAAUGUAAGAUGACCCCAAAACUCAGACCUGAAUCCAAUGUCCUGGAAACUCUUCUGACAUCUCAGUGGUGGACAUGAUAGAGUUUUCUUCCUUAAAGAGAUGAAGUUUAAGCUGCUAUCUUUUGACUGUGACUGUGGUCUCAUUUUAGUGAGUUUAUGGUGAGUUAUUGUAAGUUUAUAUUGAAUUUAUAGUGAAUUAUAUUGAGUUUAUAGUGAGUUUGAGUGAGUUUUAGUGUGUUAUUGUGAGUUUCAAUGAGUUAUAGUGAGUUAUUAUAAGUUUAUAUUGAGUUUAUAGUGAUUUAUAUUGAGCUUAUAGUGAGUUUAUCAUGAGUUUUAGUGUGUUAUUGUGAGUUUUAAUGAGUUAUAGUGAGUAAUUGUGAGUUUAUAGUGAGUUUUCAGUCUGAGUGUUACACACAGCCCUCACAAAGUGUCACUCAACGUUCAUAGAGCUCUCUGCUGGUUGUGUAAACUGUGAUAAAUAUGACAAACAUCUUUUUCCUGUGUUUUGCAUUUGCUCUACAGAACAGUACAACACUCUCACUUUCACACCUGCUCUUUGUGGCACACCUGUGCAGGUGUUCUGAGUGCGGCAGUCUGAUUGACAGUUUUAUGAGUGCGUGUCUGUCCCUGGGGCACUGCGUGUGUUGAUAUUUUCUCAAUGUGAAUCUCUCUUCCUUCUUGCAGGAGAGCUCGGGUGCAGCCUCACCCUCCUCCCCCCCUGCCUGUGGGUUGCAGGCGUGCUUUAACGGUCAACAGGGGAGCAGGCAGGAUGCAGUAACCAUAGAAACCUGCACCACAACAACACAGGGUACUCCUCUAACAUUGGAGGAGGCGACAGAGAGGGAGGAGCCUGCUGCUGUCAGUCAGACAUCCUGUGGCGCUGGAAGUGCUCGUCAGAACCAGGAAGCUGAAGGAGAAGUGAAGGAAUCUCCAGCUGCCGGGCGCAGCAGAAAAAGCCGAAAGAAAGCUGCAAGAAGUAAAAAACUGAGUCCAGAGGACAGAAAUGGGACCGAGCAGAGAAUUGCAAAGACAUCAACGAGUGAUGAACCAGUUUCACCCACUGGAUCUACAGGGACGUCUGUGAUCAGUCAAAGUGGACUCAGUAAAACUGCAGAAAAGACUUCAUCACCCAGAGAGCCUGAGACCACGACCAUCACAGAAAAACAGGAAGCAGAGAAGAAGAGGGAAGUGGACCUGCUCGUGAGUAAGGGAGCUGCUGAGAGACAAUCAGAGACACAGACAGAAGAGAGACACGCCGAGGGACAGACAGAGACACAACCUGGACCCGUCACAGACCUGAGACCAGCUGCAGAGAGCACAGGUGAGGUUCGAUCAGGACCGGCGGGAUCUGUUAUGAUGCUGCUCUUCUGAAAAAGUUCUUUCUUUGUCAGUGUGUGUGACAAACUUUUGACACAGACGAUCUUUCUAGAAACCCUGACACUGGGCUUAGAGAUGAUGAUGUGGGUGGAUGAUCAGCUGUUUCACCUGAAGGGAAAACUGGAGCAGGAGAAAAGGUCGUAGAUUAAAACACAGUAUCAGGAAGAGUUAGAAAGAGUUCCCUCUGCUCCUGCUCUGUUCAUAAUGUCGACACAAAGUCACACGAAUAUUCAAAGUCAAGUAAGUCGUCUUCAGAGUCACUCUCACUUUUAUCAACAGAGAAGAAUCAGCUCCAUAAAAUCUCUGGGAAAGUAAACUGGUGUUAGACUGGACAGCAGACAUAAAAUCACGUUGUGAGUGGAAAAACAGCAGAGACAAAGAAACUCAAAUGUGAAGCAGCUUCGCCUGAGUGAAGAGCUGGAAACGAGUUCAAAUACACAUUUAUGAAAUGUUAGUAACUUUGUGAUUUGCACACUAUAAAAGUCUUAAGGAGUAAAAAAACUAAACCAGAUUUCAGUCAGAAAUCAGCAUUAAUCUGUGCCCAUGAAUAUCCAGCAGUCAUCCUAGAGCAAGGUAUGGAUGUGUGCUUCCUGUGGACCGCUGAGCAUGUCACAGAGAGAGGAUCGUCUCAGAAGUGUAGGCGUCAGUCGUUUUGGGUGAAGAGGGUUUAAAAGAAAAAAGUUUCAGAGCAGGUCUCUGUAACAGUCUGAGUCCCUGUGUGGACUUGUUGCUCCUUUUGUGUGCGGUGGGUCAGCAGAGUCAUAAACCACGGCUCAGGGAGUGACCCCUGACUCCUGUGGACAGAUUAGACCUCUACAUAAGAGCCCCCAGGUGCCAGGUGAAGAAAAAAAACAAUUAGCCGUGUGCAAAGGAUAGUGAGUAUAGAUUACACACACAUUAUAUCUGCACGGCUUCACACACGUGCAGUCAGAUGUGAACAGUCUGAAUUCAUAUUGAUGAGACUGCUGUCUCACAUUAAAGCAGUAUACUCUGCACACAUACACACACACACGAGACUCCAUGUCUUCUGUGUUAUUUUAAGUCAAAGUAAAUAGAAGCAGCUAAACUAAUCAGAGCAGGACCUUUCUUUGACUCCCUUCGACUGUGUGACCCAUAAACUGUAUAAAGACCGAUGAUGUUGUUCAGCUCUAGUUGUACUAAAAUCAAGGAAUCAGUUUUUUAACCACAUGUGAAUGUACUGAGGGAGUUCUUGGCCAGGGAAGCUGCAGGUUUGAUGGUCAUAGCUUUAGAUUCAUUCUCAGUGUCUGUGUGCUCUCAUCCUCAUGCUGCUUAAUUCUAUCCACAUACACACUGAGCUGGAUUGAGAGGAGAGUCUUCAGCCUUUAGGAGAUUGAUGAACUCUAUCGUCUCAGGUGAAAACAACACAAUGCAGUAUGUAACAGCAUAGAGGGCGAGCACAGACUGAUUUAACUUCUGAUUUAAGUAAUAUUCAUGUGAAAGACUCCAUGUGCGGAUCUGCUGUUUUUAGGUCAUCAGAGGUUAAACUGUUGUCUUAACCACUGAAGUGUUUGAGUAUGAGGAUGCUUUGAAGUACCCACAUCUCUCAGCUGUGGUUUUAGUUUAGUUUGCAGCUUUUUAAGGGUUGACUCUGCGGUAUCUUGUACCAUCUGUUGUGCUUAGUAAUAAUAAUAAAUAAUAAUAAAUUUUAUUUGAAGCGACUUUCACGUCACUCAAGGACACUUUACAGAACAUAUAAAACAAUAAUAACAAAACACUAUUAACAAUUAAAAUCAUCAUUAAUCAAACAGUUAAAAUCAACAAAGCAACAUAAACAACAGCAAAGGAAUAAAUAAAUAAAUAAAUGAUACCAAUUAAAAUUAAAUGAAAAGAGUGAGUUAGGGGUGGUGGGAUGGAUAGGCCAGUUUAAACAGGUGUGUCUUGAGUUUGGACUUGAAGAGGGGGAGGGAGUCUAUGUUGCGGAUGUGUGAUGGUAGAGAGUUCCAGAGUCGGGCUUUCAGUCGCUCUGCCCCCCAUGGUGCUGAGGUGAACAGGGGGCACAGUGAGGUGGAGAGAGGAAGAGGAUCGGAGGCGGCGUGAUGGAGUGGCGAUGUGGAGGAGGUCAGACAGGUAAGGAGGGGCGAGGUUGUGGAUGGCUUUAAAGGUAUACAGGAGGAUUUUGAACUGGAUUCUUAGUGGGACCGGGAGCCAGUGGAGCUGCUGCAGGAUGGGGGUGACGUGUCACUGUGUUUAAAUUAAGUCAGCCUAAAGUUGUGUCACAGUUUGCACAGUUGUUUAGUCGUGUUUGUUAUUAACAGAUAGUUGAUUUAUUGAAGUUUAUUUUGUGACUCUAACCUCCGUUCUGUCUCCCUCAGUUACCAUGGGUCAGGAACAGUCUCAGGACCCCCAGGCGACCCCAUCAAACCCAGAGGGGUCACCCUCGACUGAAACCAUGAAGCCAAGUCCUCAGUCUGACUCCAGGACCAGCCCCAAGUCUCCUGAUUCUGAGAGGAAACCACGCAGAGUGCUGUGGAGGGACGGAGGCUGGAUCGGGAGCAGAAUGGGUUCACCUCUGAACGCCCAAGAAGAAGAAACAAAGUCGGUGUGGUAUCAGGGCGAGGAUCUGGAGCAGGGAGUUGGCGACAGCAGUGAGAGCAAAGACCUAAACUCUCAGACAGUUUGGUACGACUGUGACUCCAAUGAUCAGAGGGAAGAGGAACAGCUGGAGCAGAGAGGAGCGAAAGAGAAAAAAGAAGGAGAUCUGAGCUCAGCACAGCUGUUAGAGCAGGAUCACUCCUCUCAUCCGCCGUCUGCAGGUCUUACUCAGCCACAUGCUGCUGGCUCAAGGCCAGCUCCGUCACAUGGGCAGGCUGCACAAAGACGGGAAGUACACGCAUCACAGAGAGAGGAGGAAGUAGAGCAGGAGAGCAAGGAGGAGGGCAGGAGCAGAAAGAGCUCCGAGACGGCGGCAGACAACGAGGAGACAGAGGCAAAGAACAGAAAGAAGAAGAAGAAGAAGAGAGGGAAGAAAGGGAGUACAGAGGCCAAACUCAGCUCCAGCUCCAGCAUCGAGUCCCAGAGUCAGACCGAGAUCCAGACAGAAGCAGAGACUAGCCUGAACCCAAAGGAUAAGGACCAGACAGGAAGGGCAGACACCCAGAGAGAGCCAACACAGAGAGAGGAAGCGGAGCAGGACGCCAUGACUCUGCCCAGCCAGACCCGGACCCAGACCCAAAGCCGGACCACGGACUCCAACAGACCUGAAUGUGACUUCCCUAACUCUGAUCCUGGUUUUACUCCUCCAGAGAUCAGUCUGACAGACAACAGGAGGACAGAUAUGUCUGUGGAGACAGGUCUAUCUGAAGGGACAGGUCUGCCUGCUGGUUCAUCUCCAGUGAUGGCAGAGACAAAGGAGGAGCGGGCAGACUGUCAUGGACCUGAUACCUUAACCUCUGACUCCUGUGAUGCUGUGGAAAAAACACCUUUAGAGGGAAUUGAACGAGUGCACCCUGCAGCAGAGGAGGUGUGUGACUGUACAGAGCUGAAGUUAAAGGACAAAGCAGAAGCAGAGGACGGAGCAGAGGUCAAAGCUUCUUCAGAGAGCGAGGAUCCGUCAGUCAGCGGUGAGCAGACAGCUUUGUUGGAAUGUAUCCGUCCUGGAUCCACAGAGGACUCGUUUCAUGAGGAAUUUCCUGAACAAAAAACACAUCUUACUGUGUCUGUGGACUCAAACAAACCGGGACAAUCUGUGGAUCCCGGGGGGAGUCCUGCAGGAUUUAUGGGACUGGAGAGUCCUGCAAAGGCAGGGGGUCUGCCAUGUUGUGGUACAGCGGAUGUGUUGCCAACUCUUAGGAGGGAAGGAAGGGCCGAGACAGCUGGGAGGGAAUAUUUAGAGCAUUGUUUGGCCUCUGAGAUGAUGAGCGAUCAGCUCCAGGAGGAGGAAGGGAAGACUGAGCUGCGUGAAGGCGAUGAGGAAGAGGGAAAGGAGAGGAGGGAGGAGGGGAAAGAGAAUGGGAUGGUGCAUGAAGAGAAAGAGUCUUUGCAGCAGAAGUUCAGUAAAGAGCUCGCAGCAGCAGCUGUGGCUGUCGUAACAGUGGCUGUAGCAUCAGCUAUAGCUAGCAUAGAGCUGAGCCAACAGUCAGAGAAAGAACAGUCUGCAAGAAGAGAAAUAUCAGCACAGGAUGCUGGUGAUACUUUAAAGCAGCCACAGGAGUAUUUACUCAGCACAGAUCAGAGACCACAGCUGCCUGCACAGCUGAGCAGCUCGGAGCAGGGUCAGGUGUUCACAGAAGCUAGAGCUGAGGUAGGAAACCAGCAAGAAAAGCAGACAGAGCAGAUACUUUCAGAGCAGACAGAGCAGACACAAACAGAGCAGAAAGAGAAGUCAGACACAGAGCAGAAGGAGCAGACAGAGCAGAUGAAGCAGACACAUACAGAGCAGAUGGAGAAGACACAACAGACAUGCAUGGAGCAGAUGAAGCAGACAGAGCAGACACAAACAGAGCUGAUGGAGCAGACAGAGCAGACACACACAGAGCAGACAGAGAAGACACAAACAGAGCAGAUGGAGAAGACAGAGCAGACACAUCAGACAUGCCCGGAGCAGAUGAAGCAGACAGAGUGGACACAAACAGAGCAGACAAGAACAGAGCAGAUGAAGCAGACAGAGCAGACACAUACAGAGCAGACGGAGCAGACAUGCAUCGAGCAGACACACACAGAGCAGUCAGAGAAGAAAGACACAACAGAGCAGAAAGAGCAGACACAACAGACACAUACAGAGCAAAAAGAGCAGACACAGCAGACACACACAGAGCAGACACAGGGGACUGAGCAGACACAGCACCAAGCUGAGACUCAAAUAUUAGAGAAAUUGUCCUGUGACUCAGAGGCAGAAGAGCAGAGAGCAGUCCAGACAGAACCUUUGAGAGAAGACAGACCCACACAAGGGACAGAUGGCAGACCUGUAGCAGCAGUUAGCACACUACCAGCUGAUCAGAAACCUCUAUCCGAGUCUGAGGAUGAGGCAAAGACAGACCUGCAGCUGCAGAUAGCGAGCCCACCCCCUUCCCCUGUCUCAGACACAGGACAACCAGAGGACUCACACCUAUCCUGUCUUGAUUCUGGGGACAGCAGAGACCUCAGAAGUCAGCCAGUCCAUCAAAGAGAGGGGGAGAAACAGGCAGAGAGUGAGCCCACUCAGACGGAUGAUAGACAUGGGGUUAUUCCUGCAGGAGAGCAGGUGUGUGAGCAGGAAGGAGACAGGGGGGCAAACAUGUCCUCAGACAUGUCAUGGGGGAAGGAUAGUAAACAUCAGCUGGAUGCACAGGUUCAGACUGCAGGUGAAGUAGGGAGUCCUUCUGACAGUCAGACUAAUCCUGAUGCUGAUCCCAGACCAGAGGAACCACCUCCAGCCUCUAUGGACCAACACCAAGGUAGACAUGAGGGUGAACGUCAGGCCUCCCAGCAGCUCACAGACAUAAGACCUGUCCCUCUGGAUGUGGACAGGAGAGCUGUGGAGGCUGUCUCUGUGGAUGGGGAGGUGUUUGUUGACCUUAAUGUGGACCAUGUGGACUCUGUGGACACGGUGGAUGGAUGGAAGCAGAAAGAGAGGACAAAGAUGGAGAGAGAGGAGGAGAUGAGGAAAGAGAAAGAAGCAGCGGAGGACCCCACAAAGACAGGUAACUAACCGCUCUCCUUUCACACCUGCACUGCACACCUGUAAAUAUGCAGGUGUUAAAGCAAAUGUGUAAAUCCAUUUAAAUGGAGCGAGCUAAAGGAAAAAGUCAGAGUAGAGUCAGAGUGAGAUGACAACACUAGAACCACUAUGAAGUUUGAUAGCAUGCCAUCACUUCAGUCUGUUUUUGACUGCUUAACUUUAAUGCUCAUGCAGCAUAUGUGAGAGAGAGAGAAGAAGAAGAAGAACUUUAUCGAUCCCUAAAGGGAAAUUCAACAGCCUUCACCCUGUGAUGAAGGAUGGUUUAUCAUUAUUUAAUGCUCUGCAGAGUCUGAUGAAGGUGCACAGAGCUCUGUAAUAAUUUUCAUCUCAAGCUGCAAAGUCAGUGGUCAGAAGGGGUCCGUUAGUUGUUGCAAAGUUCGAACACUCAUACUUACAGCUGUCUUCAGGUGAGCUGGUUCCUGUAAAGCUAAUGUUGAUGCAGAUAUGAACAAUAACCAAGUGUGAACACAGCAGGUUUCAGUUCACAAAGUGGGGUCUGAACACCUGUCAAGUAAGGGUCUCAGGAUGGAAACUGUAGAAAUCUAAAAAGAUCACCUCAUCUGUUAUUGUCAAGUUUUUAUGAGAAUAGUUAGUUUUAGGUAAGUCAGGGGGACCUCCUGGAGUCUUACAUAAGGUGAGACUUUUAUCUGGUCUCUUAUUUAAAGAACUGUUCCCUGCUGUUUACCUUGCCACCAGUCAAUUGUAUUGACUCUAAAUGUUGAUUUAAAGAGGAUUUUAUUGAUUUGAAAUAAUAUGCACUGAUAAACGGGCUUCCCUUUGUUUGGACAGUUGGUAGCAUUACCAUGGUUACUGGUUCUAAUCCUCCGUACUGUGUGAACAGACAUCAAAGUGAACAUUUCAGAUAACAGUCGACUUAAAUCCCGAGAAUAAAUCAGAAUCAAGUAUUUAACACACCUGGGUGUUUGGUAGUUGUUAGCUCAGGAAAAACCUGGAAAAGCUCAGAUGAAUCCUCUGUCACCUCUGGUCCUCAGCUCAGCCUCUUCUCCAGGAUCUCAGGCUCAGACUGGUUCAGGUGGGACAGGUAUUGAACAUAAAGAGAGGUCAUCAAUAACCCUGAAGAAUCAUCUUUAAAUCACACUAUGCGCAAGUGAAGGAGACUAACACAGGUGUAAGGUGGUCUCUGACUCCUCCUGGUCCUGGUUUAAGGCAGCUGCUAAAGAUAUUGAUCCUGUACAGCCAACUUUAGAGAAAUCACUGAGCGUCUUCAGCAGCGUUCAGUCAUUUCAUCUGUGUGUGCGUGUGUUUUAGUACAUGCAGAGGGGUGUAUUCAUGAAGAGCUGCGCUAGGGUCCUGUUUUAGUCCAGACCUCCACAGCAGCUCAAAAAACACUCUUUUCAACACUCUGUUGCUGCUGCUUUUGAUCUAUAUCGAGAUAAAAUAAAAACCCGUCUGAGAGAGGAGGGAUCUAGAAGAUAGACCUCUAUGUUUUUGAGACCUAGACCUGGACAGUGUGAAGUAGUUUUUCAAAGAUUAAAACACCUUUUAUUUAUGUUGUGUGUUAAUGAUGCUGGUGUCACUGUAGACCUGUUAUUACAGCUGAAAUGAAGUCUAAGGUCUGUUUCUGUGGAAACAUGAUUUCUGCAGUAAUAACUAAAUUAAGUAUUAACACCUUUAACACCUCGCUGUUUCACACCUACAAAUAAUUUUGGACUGAGACACCGACUAAACUGAGAGACAGGAAGACAGGAACUCAGGCUGUGUGUGUGUGUGUGUGUGUGUGUAAGAGACAGUUGUUCAUCCGGCUCCUUUGUUUGUAUGGGGCACUGUAUCUAGGCAACCUGAUGAUGUCAUCAAGACUUAACAUUGGACAGUGAAACUAGAGGGUAGAUGAGAAAUAGGUGUGUGUGUGUGUGUGUGUGUGUGUGUGUGUCUGUGUCUGUGUCUGUGUCUGUGUCUGUGUGUGCGCACGUGUGUGUGCACGUGCGUGUGUGUGUGGUUUAAAGGGGAACUCUGCUCUGAUUGCAGAGUUUUGCGUAGACGCUUCGCACCAGAAUACCAGGAAAUGUCAGCGCGAGCCUCAGUCUGUGUAUAAAUAUCCUAUUGUUAAAUAUUUUUAAAAGUGAAGUCAGGGUCCUGCCAGAGAAAUGACCCUCUGCUCUGUGAGGCAGAGACAUGUUCAGUGUAUUCCGCCAAUGUGUUCAGCCCCCUCCCAACACAAACCCGUGAUUACCUGAUUGAUAAGAAGUAAAAGUUUCCUCAGGUGGGUCCAAGGCAGAAUAGAUUCUGGUUUGAUGCAGAACCUCAUAUUCAUGAGCCUCAUUGGUCAUCGGAGCUGUCAAUCAUGGUGUUGUACCCCCUGUCACCCCCAGCAUUUUACCUGCAGAAUGUGAUUUGUCAUUGUCUUGCCGAAAUAUGAAGGUCUUCCCUGAAAAAGUCUUUGUCUGGAUGUCAGCAGAUGUUGCUCCUAAACCUGUAGAUAUUGUUCAGCAUUAAUGGAGCCUUCACAGAUGUGGAAGAUACCCAUGACAUGGACUCUGAUGAUGCAGGAUUUGGAUUGGAAGCUGAGAACAUGCUUGGUGGUCCCUCUGCUCUUAAGAGACCAGAAUGCAGAGGGAUAGAAAUCCAUGAUUUCCAAAGAUAGUGUCAGAUUUUGAUUUAUCAGCCCACAGCACGGUUUUCCUCUUCCCCUCAGUCCAUCUUAAACAGACUCAGGUCCAGAGAAGUCUCUGGUGUUUCUGGAUCCUGUUUCUAUUUGGUUUCCUCUUUCCUCUUUUGUAUUUGUGGAUGCAGUGAUGAACUGUUUUCACAGACAAUAGUUUUUUGAAGUGAUUCUGACCUCAGGCAGUGAUCUAGAGUCCUGUCUGUUUUUAACGCAGUGCUGCUGGGCCUGAAGAUCAGGAUCAUCAAGUCUUGGGUUUGGUCCUUGUCCCUUUAGUCCAGAGAUUUUUCCAGAUCUUCUGAAUCUUUGAAUGAUAUUAUGUUCUGUAGAUGACAAAAUCUAAUCAUUCUUUCACAUUUGACACUCAGGAACAUUAGCCUGACACUGUUGAACUAUUAGCUCACUCAGUCUCUCACGGAGUGUUAAACCUCUUACCGUCUUUCCUUCUGAGAGACUCAGACUCUCUGAAUGUCCCUUUUAUACCCAGUCAUGGUACUAACCUGAUGGGAGUUCACCUUAUUCGUUGAGCUGUUUUUUUUUUAGCAUUACACAACUUUUUACCUGUUUGGUUGUUCCUCUUCCAUAACUUUUUGCAAACAUGUCUCAUCAGAUAAAAUCAAACUUUAAGUAUCAAUGAUAGACCCUGUUCUGAUACUGAACAUUGUGAUACUGAACUUCCCAUCAUGUCACCUGUAUGACAUGAACACAGCCUCACUGCUCUCUGUGAUGAACAGUGUCCAUGUGAUCAUUCAGCCUCAGCAGGAUGGUCAUCUAAACAGACCAGUUCUGGACUGAAGUCAGGGGUGUUGGAUCCCCAUCACAGCAGUGUGUGUUGACAACAGUCAGUCUUUAUAAUAGGGUUCAUAACACCUGUAUCAAAGUAGCUUUACCCCCCCGACACCUUGCCCCUCAUCGCUCUUGAAUUCAUGUUACAUAUCUGCCAUGUGAAUCACUGCAUCCAUGUGCAUCCUGCACAUGUAGGAUCACUUCUUUACUGUCUCCAGCCUGUCAUUUCGCUCACACACCCCCGGUAAACCAAAUUUCAUUAGGACAGACUUGCAAAUUGAGUGUAGUGUUAGUUCAGGCAGGUCAUGAAAGUCAAGUUCAGCCCAAAGUACAUCCAUUUAAUUCAGCAACAGCCUACAUCAGCUGACAGCUCAGCUGGUUAACCCAUGUCAGCCUGCCGACUCUUCCUGCGUCCCUCUGUGAACCUCACUGCAACCCUCCUCCAUCCCUGCUCCUUCUUCUUAUGCUGUCUGAUUUUACCCAGACCUUUGCUGAUGCUCUCCCAGUCUCCAUCCCUGCUCCUUCUUCUUUAUGCUUUGUCUGAUUGAUUUUUUAUGAAAGUGCUCCUAACUAAAAAAGAGUUUUGUUUUCUCAUUUUGCUUUCCACUUCUGCUUGCAAUGAAAUAUGAUACAUGAAUUGCAUUGUUACAGUGGCGUGUGCAUGAAAACACAGGUGUUCUGUUAAAGGUGUAAGCUUCCUCGGUACAUGAGAGAGCCUUUUAUUUUAGUCUACAAGAUGAUCCUGUUUGGAUGAAAUGAUACGGCACAGAUUCAGAGAAAUGAAAGAGAAUGACUUGGUUUUAUCUGUCCUUUUUUGGACUUUUCUUUGAUAGGACAGCUGAAGAGAGACAGGGAAUGGGGAGAGGAGAGGGGGGGGCAGAGCUGAGGGUCAACAACAUAGAGACCACUGUAAUGGGGACUGAAGCCUCUGUGCAUGGGCUGCAUUAUUUAACCUUUAGUUAUCCAGAUUAUAUGAUCCUAUGAACACAUGCGAUCAGAGGGGUCCAUGUAUGAUCCCAUCACCCAGGACAGGAGAAAAUACCAGGUGUGGAUCCCUCCUGAAGGAACCUGAGAGAAACCUAAACUCUAAAUAAAAACAAAGAGCAGCUCAAUAAAGUCCACUUCCUAUCCGAGUAAAAUGAGGAGGAUUCACAUCCAGUCACAGGGUGCAGCUCCUCGUGGAUUUAUUUUUCCAGCACUUUCCAGGCUGCAGGGCUGGGUCAGGGAGCAGCUUUCCAUUUCACCCUCUCAUUAUCUAAACCAGAGACUCUACUGACUCAUCUCAUCCUGCACACUCACACUCAUCCUUUCAGACGGAUCUGAAGAGGUGAAUAAGUUUAAAUCUGAACAUCUAAUUUCUCUAACUGCGUCAGUGAAACACCCGCACGAACUGUGGAGCAUGAAUACAUGAUUAUAGGUCUGAUCCAUAAACCUGCAGCACCUGGGAAAUGUGACUGAACACCUUUAAACCUUUGUGUAAACCAGAUCAACUCUGUGCAGUUUGCUCAUAUCUGCAGGUUUUUCCUCUAAAUGCCACAAUCAGAGGGUAAAUUCAAAGCUGGAUGUCAGGAAUCAGGACAGGCAUCAAUCUGUUUCCAGCAUGUGGUUCAUCUGCCUCACCAGGGCUGGACCAAACUGGGAAAACUGACGAUGCUAAAUCUCCUCUUUCUGCUAAUGAAUAACUUGAUUUGAUGUUUGUGAAUAUGGCUCAGAUCCCUUUGGUACGUUUGUUGAUGUAAACCUGUGAUCAAAUCCAAACCUUUUUACCACUUUGAUGCGACCCUGAGUUAGUCCUAAGACAACUUUAUCAUGAGAGAGAGAGAGAGACUCGUUUCUUCAUGCAAACAAACCCAUGGCUAAGUUUUAUGUUAGUAUAACACCAACCAUUCCCAACCAUGUUCAAAGUUUUGUUUCAUCUGCGUGUUUCGCCACAUAUCAUCUGAAAUACACUGGCGACAUAUCCUCCUCCAUUGCUGGUCUGUUCUGUCACAGUGUAAGCCUGCACCAGGACACAGGGGGUGCUGCAGAUAACAGGGACACCCUCUCUUUAAAUCCAUCACCUGAUAUAGUGCCAUGUCUCUGCAUUCAAAAUACAUGGUUAUAAUGGGAGUCAAUGGGGCAAAAACAGCCACUAAUACCAUAAAAGGAAGUUGUUUUUUUUUAAUCUGUUGCUGCACAAAAACUGAAUAUGCAUCAAACCUAUUUUGUUACUAAUCUUUGACAUAUCCAAGACUGUGAUAGCAGGUAAAAAAUUCUCCUUGUCCAAUCACUUUUUAUAUUGAAAAAAGCUCAUUUUGUGUGUAUUCUUCCCCAUAUCAGUGACUUUAAAAAAAUGGCAUUCAAAUGUUAAAGAUUUUAAAAAAAUUUUUUACUAGUUUUGAUCAAGACUGAAGUUGAUGAACAGAGUUAUGCAAAAAAAAUAAAAAAAAUAGCCACUAAUAUCCCUAAAGGGUAGUAAAUUUGCCGACAUGCCAUUUGCUGCAAUACAAUGAAAGUUAUGGUCAAAUUAAGAGGAUAAAGUGACCCUUAGUGGAUGUUUUUGUCACCAGUACUGCAUUAGGGUUAAAACAGCAGCAUUACGUGUUUUAGAUCAUUUAAAUGUCCAGUGACAUGAACACUGCAGAUACACACAUUACGACUGCGAUGGUUAAAAUGAUGUAAUGUGCAGCUCUGCUUCUCAGCAUGUGCAGGUGUAAAUCUGCUUCAGUCUGUCAGGAGAGGAAAACAAAGUUAUCAGCUUAUAAAUCUGCUUUGUUUGCAGCCAUGCAUCCUCCCUGAUUUAAUGAGUCACUCUAUUCAGUCAGGAAUGAUGCCACAGUAACUUAAUGAUGUCCCGCUGUGGUCUGUCCUCUACAGGUGCUGAAAGCAGAGAGCAGAGCAGACAGGAGGACAGCACACACACUCUGCAGGUGAGUUUACCUAAACACAUGACUCCCUUUACCUCAUUAGGCUGUGAGCAUCAACCAUCCUCUCCAUGAUCAUCAUCAGCUGUUCUUCUCAGACUCACACAUGAUGCUCUCAUUACUCUGAGACUGUUUCUGUAAACUCUUCACUGCACCUGAAUCCAGACUCUGAAGGGGAGGGACUUUUGAGUGUUCGCCAACCAGUUUUUUUUUCAAGCUUUAUUUAAAACCACCUCACUGAACAAGAAGAAACAGUUCAUCAAACACAGAAAUAGUUUUCUCUGCAAAAACAUUUUUCUACCGUAUUUUGGUUUUGUGAAUAUUUCUGCUCCUUUGUGAAAACAUUUUUUUAACCUUUGGGUUUGAGCAGAAACAGGUGAGGAUCAGUUUACAAAAUCCUGCGUCCCCACCUGUCUGCAGUGUCUCUGUAUCAGAGCUGAAGGAUGAACCUUCAACCUUAAACUGAAAACUUAAUCUGUGGGCUCUUCUUCUCUAUGAGGCAGUAGCUGCAUCUUAAGGUACCAGUCUGAGUCCUGACUCUCUGCCAGCUCUAAACAGUAUCAGAUUCAGGUGGACCAAAUCCACAGCGCUCUGCACAGCAUGUGAGCACACACACAAGACUGGGUCAGAGUGGGUCGAAGUGGGUCAGAGUGGGUCAGGGUCACUUCAGAGGCCUCAUAAAUCCGGUCCCAGAGUUCAGUGGUGAGGCAGAGGUGGGUCUGAUGGAGUUGCAGGUCACAGGAGGAGACAUGGGAAUGUUCAGACCUGAAGCAAGAUCUCAGCUGAGCUUGUUUUGAUUCAGUUCCGUGAUGUCAGAGCCAUGAAUACACAGGAAGUGCUGUCAGAGCAACACGCCCUCACACCCCCACAUCUUUUCAGCGGUCCUGUUCAACAGAGACCUCAGUCUGGAAACUCUGAAGGGUAAAGUCACUCUGACAGGAAACAGAGAUUCAGCGUUCAUGAGUCUGACGCCCCAGAGCUUCUAAACAUCCAGACCCAAAUUUAAGAACCAGCACCUCCUCCUAAAACCUCAGAAAUACUCAGAGUCUCUGUGUGAGAGUCAUCAGGAUCAUUGAAACUUUCUGAAAGGCUGUAAAGGUUCUAGUUUCUCCUCUAAUCUGACCAGUGAGUCCACAUUAGAGGAACAGGACCUGUUGUUAUUUGUACAAAGACCCUCAGCUCUGAUAUUGUCUGUCCUCUGCUGCCCCCUGCUGCUCACUGCAGGUAUAACUUCCUCCAGAUGUUUUCUGCACGUCACAGCUGGAUGGUGUGCAGCUAUCGUUGCCAUAGUUACUGCAGUGUUUGUGAGCUGCUUAUUUGGUACAGAUGAAGCUUAUUGUUUCCAUGUAUAGGUUGUAUAUUGACCGCAGUUAUUUAAGGACACAGAUUUUCAAAGGCUCAGCCAAGAACAACAAAUAGGAAAACAAGAUCAGGAUUCACCGCUAACAAGGAUGGAGACGAGAAUGUGACUCUGGAAGGAAAUAAGACUAACUCAGACUAACUCUAAGGGCAUCAGAUCUGCAGCAGCAGCCCCAUCAGAGUAAAAUAGUGAGACAGUAGUUUAAUCCACUUUACUGGACUCAUCAUUUCCUCUUUAAUAACUUUUUGACUACCUUUACUCGGGUACAUUUUCCUUAAAAUAUUUGUUACUCAUUAAUAAGUAAACUGGCUGAAAUUUGGUUUCCUAUCCGUGAUCCUUAGUGACUGAAAUAUGGACAUAAUGAACCGAAACUAAGAGGCUGAAAACUGCAGAAGGGAGAAAUAAAACAUCAUGGAUAUUGAUAAGCACAAAAACUUUGUCAACAAAGAACAAGAGACUGAAAAAGAAGUAGAAGAAAAAGGAAACCUCCUCAUACUCUCCCCCUCCCCUGUCUCUCUUUCACCUGCUUCCACUCACUGACCACAAGACCCCAACACAAGCUAACACAGAGGUGAGAGUCACCAAGAUAGUGUAGUAACGAAAAAAUCACCUCAGUCUCUUCAGGUUGUUCUAAAGGACAACAUUAGCAUUAAGGACAGGAAGUUACAUCCUGAGGUCCCUUCUCAAAAAUGACAACCAAUAAGAUGCUGAAAACCUCUAUUCAAUGCCAUCGUUCAGCUAUUGUUUGAUUAGGGUGACAAUGUUUGAGAACACAGCAGGCUGGAUUAUACAGAUGGACAACAGAUGAUAGAGAGAGAAAUAGAGACAGAGAGAGAGUGAGGUAAACAGAGCAGACGGUUCACUUAUUGUAGUAUUAUCAUUGUUAUAUUACAUUACCACUAUCUGAAAUUAUUUGAUAGUAAGGAAGCCAUCAUUACUUAAAAAAAUCACUUGUAGGAAAACAUAGAUGCACUGACUUUAUUUUCAAACUCUAAUCACUUAUUUUAAGUUUAAUUGUAGAAGCAAAUAUCAGCAUUUUAGAUGAAUUUUUCAGGCAUUACUUUAAUGACAAAGAUGUGUAAUUUGAAUGGGAAUGAUAAGUAGCCCUAAAAUUACAGUAUUAUUAUUCAUGAUGUGCCUGAAGCCUCCAAAUAACUGAACCUGGUGUUUGUAGCUUGAAAUAAAUGUUCAUAUCCUGCUCCCUCUUUCUUACUCACAUCAUGUACUUUAACUUUUAGAGUCGAUGUUUACCUUUGUUCUCUUUACAGUUAUGUGAAACCUUAUUGUGAUCAGUGUGUUUUAAUCACCUAUUACCUGGCAUCCUCACAUUUUUGGAACUGAGGCUGUAAAUUAAAGCUCCAGUGAGAAAGUUUAAGUUUGAGAUUUUGGUUCCUGCAUGACAUCCUGUUUAUUUUUGAUGCUCCUGCUCUGUUUUAGUGGUGUGAUUUUAACCAGAAAGUCUACUCCUGCCUUUUAAAUAUUGGAGGUUAUCCUGAAUCCCUGAUGGAGGAAAUUCUCAGUGAAUGGCUGAAUUGGGCUCUCACCCUACAGCAGUGGUUUCAUGCAUUUAUACAUUUAGUGCAGAAAUAAGUCAUCUUCAUGCUGGUGGUUAGGUUUACAGAGGCUUGAGCUUUAAACUCCAGACAGGCUCAUUGUUGUUUAUGAAGUAGGUGCAGCAGGUGAGAAAUGACUGAUUCAGGGUCAGACGGACUUUCUGACUAACUCCCCUGCUCUGAUUGGUCGACAGAGGAGGAAUCAGGGUGAAGCAGCACAUGUUGAACAGCAGGUUUGAUUUUGCACAGAGGUGUAACAGUUCAGUGUUCGAGAUGACGUCCAGACCUCCACGCAUAAACAACUUCUGUCUUCACACAUAAACAGCAGAGCAUACGUGUGUGUGUGUGCGUGUGUGUGUGUGUGUGUGUGUGUGUUUGCAGUUUUGAGUUGCUGCUGUGCUGACUGAGAGGGAGCUGUUCGCGGAGGGUUAGUUUCUCUCUCAGGGACAGAUGUGAAGGGUGGGGUGAGAGAGAGUGAGGGAGGAAUGGAUGCCCUAAGGGAAAAAAGAGAGAGAGAGAGAGAGAGAGAGAGAGAGAGAGGGAGUGGGCUGGAGAGCUGGAGGGAGGGGCUGCAGCUCUGAACAGAUGUGGGCAGAUCGGCUCAUUUUCCAGCCGAGAAGGAGCAGCAGAGACGUGGACUGGGGGGGACUGAACUGCGACUGUGGACAUACAGGAACAUUUUUUUCUUCGGGGUUCAGGCUCCUCCUCUCAGCUCCGAGGAUCUGUGAAGACAGGCUCAGACUCAGCCUGUGUGCUGGUUCAGCUCAUGUCUUUGGAGUCUGCAUAUGAUUAUCCAGACAGAGAGGUUCAGUUUGAGAUGAUCUGCUGUGUUUUGUAGCGCGGUGAACUUCUGCUUGGAUGAGUUUUUCCUCUCAGAGCUCCACCCUGAGCUGAGAUUUGUUUUUGUUACGGGGUAGAGAGAGAAGUGAUGGUCCGUUCUCAGCCUGUGUGUUAGUGUGAGGACGCGUCUGCUGCUGCCAGCAUGUAUGAGAGACACAAGAGGAGGUACAGCUUCUGUGCUAAAGGAGAGACAACUGUGGAUGUGGUGCUGAUCAAGGUACAACCCUGUGUGUAUGUGUGUGCAUGUGUGCGUGAGUGUUUGUGACUGUAAUACUGCUGAUCCUGAUAAGCUGUAGAAAGCAUCAGAGUUUGGAUUUCUGAUAUUUCUCUCUGCAGCUGCUCCGGUCAGAACUUUCUUCUCUUCAUGUUGUUUUUUUCUUUAAAACUUUAUUCCUUCUCUCCAGCUCUCAGCUGGGUGUGCCGUCUGUAGUUUUCAGGAGACGCUUCUCAGUCUGUCAGUAAAUUUAAACCUCCCAAACUCUCCCUUACAGUCUCAUAAACCAAAUCUGUGCUUUCUGUGUUUAAUCUGUGCAGUAAUGCAUCAAGGCUUGUGUUACCUCCAUGUUGCAUGUGACAUGUAGCUGAGUUUUAGAACUACAGCUCCCAGCAUGCUCUCGGCAAGCAAACACAAAUGUUGAAGUUGCUAUGGAGACAGUGGGUGUUGUCUUUUUGGCUAAUGUGGCUCCACGCUUUCCUCAGAGAGAGACACGUGAGAUGUCUGAGACACAGAAAGAGACUCAUCAGUGUCUGAGAAGUGUUUGAACAAACACGCCUGAGGAUGCUGCCGAACAUCCCACAGGUAGAUGAAAGUAUGGUUAUUAGAGAGGAGGAGUUAGAACAAGAUUUAAUGCAUGCACUCCUGCACAUCUCACGUGCACCUAGAAAUGUGAUUAAUCAUAUAUUGACGAUUGUGUUAGUUCAGGCAGGCCACAAAGUCUCCCUGCCUUGGUUUAUAAUGUAUGUUCAGAGUAUUUUCUGCAGGUUGGUUGGAUAUGGCGCAUGGUCUGUGUGUUUCAGACGUUGCUCUUGCUCUGCAGCUUUAAUAAGUGGUGUGAAGGGGUUUAAACCAAUCAGAAUCAGUAUCUCACACACAGGUGAGUGAUUAGAAAGAAAGCCGGGUGAUUACAGAAGCUGUGAGAGAUUGUUCAUUUUACUGAGUCUGACAGCAGAUAGUGAUCCUAUUCCUAUCUGGUCACAUCAUAUUUGUAGUCCGAGCACUGUCAGCCAUUUUUCUGAUUCCCUUCUGCUCUCUGUGACCUUAAACUCCGCUGUCUCUGUGACCCUGAAAUUCCUCCUAAAAGCCUAAAUCCAGUUGUGCAUCAAUAUUUUUGCUCUUGGAUUUUUUCAUUUUGAAUGUAAAGCUGAGUUUGUAUUUAAGGAGAACUUUCUGUCCUUUUUGCUGGGUAAACUCUGCAGUCUGUGGAUGUCCUGAAGAAACAGACUCCUGAUCUAAAACAGCUGACGUCUCCUCUGUCAUUAAAAAUCUCUUAUUCUGACAUGAGGUGAACUUUCAGGAAGUCAGUCAGAGAUGCAGUCCCUGUAGAUGCAGCAGGCUGUAGUUCCUGGUGAGUGCUAUCAUGUGAUCUCUUUGUGAACUCCUCUCCAAAAUAUUCAUCUGCUGCGACAACAGGUUUGAGUUUUCAGACUAAGAGAGACAGACCAGGAUCCCACCAUCUCCUCCACACUGAUAGACCUGCUGUAACCUUGCCUCUGUCUGUGGACUUACUCACAGUAAUUAUGUCUCUGUAAUAAGAGAGUCAGCUGACAUCAUCCUGCAGUGGGUAGGUCUCUGUCUGUAACUGUAUGUGUCUGUAGUUCUGACCUCUGACCUCCAUUAUGAGUCUGUUAUGACAGAAAUCUAACCAUCUGAUCCAGUGACCAGCCUGAGCUGUGGGUCAGAUGGUCAGUUCAAUGUGAUCAGAUUCAAUAUUUUAGGUGUUUGGUGUCAGUUUCCAUUGAUAUGAUGGUAACAGUUCGAGCUGCUCUGCCUGAAAGUCUUCAUCAGUCUUUGUGUGAAAAGGCUGAUACCCGAUAAAACCAAGUGAUGUCUCUGUAAGCUCCUAACAGAGCUUCAAAACAUUUAACAAGGACUCAGCAGAGGAGAGAUAUUUAAGAACGAUCUCAGCUGGACUGAGCUAGAAAGAGGCGUGCUCAACCCUAAUUUUAGGCAUGACCGUUUCAAUCAAAGGCUGUGAUUGACUGAUAAAUUCCCUCUAAUUUAUUUAUAGAAUAUCUACACAUACAUACACACACAUAUAGUGAAAGCAGUAAUUCCCACACACAGGUCGGCCUCACCUGUGCAGGUGGACCAUUAAAACCUUUUUGAACUGCAAAGAUUGAUCAGCUGUAUGAUCUUCCUUCUAUCUGCGGCUCUCUGACCUUGAUGACAGACACUGAUGUCAGUGUUUCUGCAGUCUGACGUCUCCUGCUCAUUGUGAAACCUUUAAUGUUGUUGUUUUAACUGUUUUCUGCAGCCUGUUCCUGUCAAUGUUAUAUUUAGAUCUCUUAGUUUCUUAUAUAAGGCUCACCUGUCAGGAGAACAGUGUCAGGAGUGAAAUGGAUGCGUUUUUUCAGAAGAUUAAUCCCUCAUGAUCACUUCCCUUUCCUCCUGCAUGUACCCUAUGUUAGCUUUUUCAUUGUUUAUCUCUGUAAUACCUCUCAGGUAAUGCCUCCAUCCACCUUUGCACACUGUUAAAUGUUCUAAAGUGUGAGCUCUGGAACCACUAGUCUAAUAAUCUAUUGUGGGGUUCCACCUGGAUCCUAAACAGUUCCACCUUUUUUUCAACUCACCCCUUUAAGGAGCUUUUUCUUUACAGUUAUUCUUCUUGAAAGGGUUAGAAGGAGUCUGUUGUGCAUAACAAUUUAAAUAAUUGAGUAACGCAGUCUGAACUUUGGUACUGUGUGAUUAGUUUGAUAUCACUACAAACACCCACAGCCGUAAAUCUUUGCUCAAACAGUGUGCAAAAUAAAGUACCUCAGCAUUUGGUGCCAGUCUGAUGAAGAAGGCUUGUGCAGUUUUAGGGGUCAGGGGUCUCUCCCUGGUCUGUUUGGCAUGUUGCAAGUUUGCAGGGAUAUCAUGUUUUCAGUGAGCUUUAAGAGGCAGGUUCAGAAACAUGUGCAUUAAAGAGGAUUAAAGUGAACACUUGUUCACACAGCCUGUACAGUUCACUUUGGUCUGAUAAAAGCUGCCUGUUGUUCCUCUGGACUGUGGACUGUCUCUUUGUGCCAACCUCACUCUCUUUCUAUCGCUCUCUCUCUCUCUCUCACUGUCUGUCUGUCUGUCUGUCUCUCUCUCUCUGUUGGUGCAGGAUGUUGAGAAUAGACAGAGCAGGCGACAUGCAGACAUCACAAUAGAUCUUUUCAGACAUAUAGACGAGGGAAUAAAGGAGUCUUUGGCCUCACUGAUUAACAUCACACAGAUGAAUAUGAGGUCAUUUUGACGACUCGGCCCACAGAAGUCAGACACUAACAGGAUGUUCACACACAGCACAUCCAGAAGAUCAUAUUUUUAAUGUUUUUCUCUAUAUAUAAAACCCUUUAGCAGCACCAGACGACAGCUCCCAUCUGUCUUCUUGUAAUUCCUCCUUUAUUUUGCCUCCUUUCAUUCCCUCAUUAACACUGCCUCAGCUGAAGUGACCUUUCAGAAUAAAAGCUUCUUUGUAACGGACAGUCAUAAGUGACUGUUUUAUGAUCAAAAGCCAAAACCACAUAGGAAACAGCUCAUAAAUACAGGCAGGAAUGUGUGAGACGGCAGACUUUUCUAUACUUUAAAUGGUUUUCCCACAGAUCUUUAAAGGUGCUUUGAGUGUAACACAGUUUUUUAAUGUAUGAUAGUAUUGAAGAUAACAAAAAGUUAAGUCUUAAGACACUAAAGCUGAUCACAAAGCAGGUGCUCUGCUUCUUCGCUCCAUUAUUUUUGAUAAGUUGUAUAAACGAAUUAAAUUUUUGAUACUGGUGGUGUCCCACAGGGCUCAAUAUUUGGUCUCCUGAUAUUUUCUCUGCACAUGACUUUUAUUUGACCCUAAAGUUGUCCUUUUUUAUGACUAAAGAUCAUCCAGUCUGCCUUUAACACAAGCAGCAAACAGUUCAUGUAUUUAUCAUUUACAUGACCAUCAACAUUCAUCACACAGCAUGGCUGAAAUACAACAAGCAUUACUUGUGGUAUAAGAAGGAUAUUCUUUAAAGAAGCAUUUUAUAAAAAUGAGGUACCUUUCUCUUGAACUCAUAUUCUUACAUUCAUCGUUCUUUUUAUUUGUUUGUUUUGUUCUGUUUCUGGGAAUGUUUGCCUUUAUUAGAUAAGACAUCCCAAAAGAGACAUAAGAAUAAGAAGAAUAGAGAGUGAAGGAAGACAUGCAGCAAAGGGUGAGGUCUAUGGCCUCUGUGUAAGGGACAUAGUGCAAUGAGGGCUGUAGCCCCUGUGCACAAGGUGCCUGCCAAAGGAGCCGCUCACUGUGACUGGAAAAACUAAAAAUGAAAAAUUUGGUACAGAAGAGUUACUGAUCGAGGAAACUGAACCGUGAAAUGAGAGAAACCGGACCAAAGUUAUGAGGAAAAGCUGCUUAAAAUGCCAUACAUAUAUCAAAGUUAACUUUAUGAGCAAACCUUUAUCAAAUAAUCUGGUUUGUCUGUGAAACUAAAGUCACACCCAUAGCUGCUGAGGGCGAAAAAGUGGAGGAUGAGCUGCUGGUGGACUCAAGUUUGUUUUCAGUGGACGGCAGCUUUGUUUCUCAGUCAGAGGACAAGGAGAAAUAUUCAGGACUGGGUUCAGAAAUUUAAAUCAGCUGCUGCAGGAGAGAGAGAGAGAGACACAGAGAGCGAGACUGAGAGAGAGAGAUACUGUAUGUGUGUGUUUGUGUGUGUGUAGAGAGAAGCCCUCCUACGUCGCUCAGACAUCACACUGAACUGACUGUGUGUGGUCACAGGGGCGGAACAAUCAUCUGUCUGUUGUGUGUGUGUAGGUGUGUGUUUGUGUAAGUGUAUGUUUAUAUGAGUGUGUGUUGCAUGUGCCGCUAUGAUCAAACAUGUCAAACAUGUGCUGAGGGUGGGUUAAGGUGAGACAUCCAUAAGCGUCCUGCAGUGAAAAUGCCCUUUGUAAACCUCACCUCUGACGCUCCAGAGAAAAUCUAAAGUUUGAUAUAAAUCUGUGUAAACUUGGUUCUGAUGAUUCUUUCUGUCUUUGUCUGUCUCUCAGAUCCAGAGGGACAGAGACGUCUUCUGUCCAGUUCAGCCCCUCCCUGAAGCAAACACAGUGACAUGUACAGGUAAGACUGUCUCAGUCGGAUGAGAAUCAAACACACACAGUUUUUGUUAAAGACAGAGAAGCUCAGAUAUAUUUGUAGAUUUCUCACAGCCUGACUUGAUGUCUGGACUAAUUUACUGAAACACUAUAGCCCGCCUGGUUGCUACACAAUCACACUGGCACUCUUGGGCGAUGGAAACACACACUGACUUAAUGUCAGCUUUUAGUUUAACUCUGUUAUUAAAAGUUCAAGGACUUGAGCUCUUUUAUCACUUUCAUGUUAUCACAGGCUGCAAAUCCAACAAAUCUGUUGAGCUGUAAUCAUCAUUAAAACUGAAAUUUGAUCAACCUGCUGUCUGUAUUGUACACUCUGCUAAAAUGUUGGAGAGGUUUGUCGAUAUUAAAACGCUGGUUCCCCCUGACUGUACCUUGCUCUGGCCUUCACCCUCUGGUGGACCCUCUGGUCCUGAUAAUACAGAGUUUAGGGGCUGCUACUGCAAAAACAAGAUCACCCCUGGACUUGGCCUGUAGAGUUUGGACUCGUUAAUGUUGUUUUGUAAGUAACAGCCAUACAUGGCUGUUAAUAAGAUUUAAGGUUUAUCCUGUGUGUGGCUCACAGGAAAUUAUAGCAUACAAGAUAAGAUUUUAAGGACUCAGAAACAUGUCUGAAGAGGGAGUUUUAGUGAUUUGGGUAAGAGAGUCUUGGAUGUUAGUAUGGGUUUGACCUUGGUGAUUCCUCUGAACUGAAGGAAGCAGGACUGGCCCACUUAAGUUGUGUCAGUUUCAAAAGUUAGCUGCUGGCCAAACAGAAUAUCCAAACUUUUCACAGUGGGUUUAAGGUGGUGUGAAGGACUUCAGUUUUACCAGGUUUAUCCAGAUGAAGGAAAUUCUGUGGCUAGACAGUCUCAAAGACAGUCUGACUGAGAUCGUUCAGUUAGAAUAAGAAAUAAAGCUGCAUGUCAUGACGAUAACAAUGGUAGGAGGUAACAGAGGUGGAUCGGAGCAGAUCACCCAGAGGAAUUUAGAAAACCAGAGUGGGCCCAGGACAGAGCUGAGUGGGACUCGGCACAGAAAAAAAAAGUCUAUCAAUGUCUGCUGUAACUGUGUCUGUAAAAUUCUACGAUAAAUACAACGAUAAAGUCAGUCAAACAAAACAAAGUAAGAACAGAUCAGCUUAGGGUCAGACAACCACAUGAACCCCCAACUUCUUUAUGUAACAUGGAGAUUAUUCUGAUGAUGGGACUCUAACAGCAGUAACCAUGAAACAGAAGCUCUGCAGACAAACACACACACACACACACACACACACACUCUCUCUCUCUCGCUCUCUCUCUCUCUCUCUGGCUGGUUCUUUGUGGUUUGGGUGAUAUGAGGUCAGUUUCCUGUCUCAGAGGAUUGCACUCAGUGCUGCAACAGACUCACACUAAUACACACUCUCACACACUCAGCUGCAGCAUCUGCUCCUAAGACGCGCCCGUAGAUCUGUAGAUGAAGUUCUCUCCUGCCCGUUUCCUCUCUCUCGCUCUCUCAGGUAACCUCUCCCUCUUUUUUUCACAGACGUCCUCCCUGAGACAGACGAGUGUGUGUCUCUGUGUCUGAUGCGCUCAGACAAAGACAGUCUGGAUGACAGCGUCUUUAAAAAGGUACGACAGCAAACACACAGUGUGUUAGUGUCCAUGUCUCUGUCAGCUCUCUUUGCUGUUGUCCUCUCUGUUAACUCUGGAGUCUGCGUGUUUGACGUCAGCACAGCGGCGGACAUCCUCUUCACUUCAGGGUCUCUAAAAACAGUCCGGCUGCAGCUCUCUACCUUCACAGCUUUCUAAAAAUACUCUGAAUGGGAAAAUCUCUGUUUGACGAAGAGUUACGUAACAGAGCUGGAAACACUUUUCCCUCUGCAGCUCGGCAGGAGUCAGAGGAACGCAGCCGCCUGCACAGACUCUUCCUCAUAAACUCUGAAAAACAUAGAAGUUUACAGGAGACCGCAUGGUUCUUCAGGAUCAGGGGGCAGUAAUCAUCAAUACUGAGCAUUUUGAAACCCAUGCAGCUGCUGCGUAUCGCUGUAAAACCGAGGAACAUGUGUGUGUUUUCUGUUCCAGGCAUUUCAGCGCUGGGUUUAUUAAAACCAGCAGUUAGGGCUCCUAUUUGCUCAGAGCGUCAUCACUGUGACUCACUUACUCUGACGGAGUCCUUUCCACUCAGCUCCUUCAUUACGUUAGCAUGUGGCAGGCUGGAUCCGACUGCUGUUUACCCCUCAGCUCUGUCUAACAGGAUAUCAGACUUAUAAUCUUUGAUACCAGUAAAAAUCAAUGAAAUCCAAUUAUACGUGUCAAUACAUGGUUAUGUCACUGUUUUGGCGUCUGUUGAUGCGCGGUGCAGUGAUGACAGUCUGCAGGUCAAACUGAUAGAGAACACAGAGAGACCUCGUGAAAGCUCUGUCUCUCUACUCUGCUCUCUUGCAGCAAACAGGAACAUUAUAUGUGUUUUUAUUAGAGGCUAAAAGGACCAAACUAGAAGUCAUUCUUGGCCGAUGUGUGAGCUUUGACGACGGGCAGAGCAGAGAGACACAAUUUCUCAUACUUGUACAUUUUCUAUGAUUUUAUGCAUUUCUUUUACUGCAUUUCUUGGUGAGCUAUGAUGAAGCACAGCAGACAAAUAUCAAAUCUUAUCAUCGGCAUAAAGAUGAACUUGACUGCCAGAAAGAGCAAAGACAACAUCAUUUAUAAGAAGAGGGAUUUGAAGAGAAGACACAGUGACAUUUAACCCAACGGUCUAAAGUAUAAUCCUUCUCACCUGAAAAUCCUUACCACCUUAAACUAAGGCUUUCUCUCUCCUAACUUUAAAUGCUGCACUCUGAAAUAGUCUGGACUGAAUAGAGAUUUUUUUGAUGGCUUGUAAAGAGUAUUAAAAAAAUAAAUAAAGCCAAUCACUAAUUAAGACCCAGUUAGCGCAGGUCAGUAUCAGAGUCGAUGGUUGUUUCAAUUAUCAGUGACUUAUCAAUGAUUAAAAAAGUUGUGAGGCCGCCCAUUCUGACCAUGACCAUAUACGUCAUUUAACCAGCAUCAAGCUUCAUCUCUAACUCUCCUUUCUCUCUGCCUCUUUCUAGCCUGCAGACCCUCCACUCAAGGUUGGGCAGAGGGACAGGGGUGUCCGUGUGUCCUGGUCCUCCACAGAUGAGGCCUGUCCCAGUGAGGGGGGUCUGUCAGUGGGUUCUGCUGACUCUGCAACCCCUCGGAGUUCCAGAUUGUCCUGGAAAUCAGAAACCGAGGACAGAGGUACAGACUCACAGAGAAAUCCAGGGUUCACUCUGAAUUCAGUGAUCACACAGACUGAAGGUCCACAGAUAGCUGGAUUUUCCCUGAUCUUUAAAUCAGGUGUCGUAUUCCACAUUUGCACCCAGAAUCUCCUCUAUAUAACGUCGAGAGCGUUUUUUCGACUUCUUAUCUUUCUUAGAUCAGAUUGAAUAUUUACUCCACAUAUGGAUCCCCUUUGUGGUGUAACUUGCACACAGAGUUUCACUCAGAUGAAGUUUCUAUCCAGUUUCUCUUUUUAAUUCAGAGCAGAAAUCCCUCCCAGUGAAUGAUCAGGUUUGUGGACAGUAUCUUACAAACAUGGAGCUGCAUCCAUAACGAACUCUCAGGGAUUGUUUUUGACUCUAAAACCUCACAGUUCAGUCUGUCCACAGGGAGGAGGUGUGGUGAGGCGUCCACGUCGCUCAUUGUUCCUGUCCUUUCCUGUCAGAAACUUACAUGCAGAAAAUCACGUUGAAACAGUUGUAAAGUUUAAAUGAUUGUUUAAAUCCUCAGGAGGAGGAGGAGGAGGUGGAGGAGGAGGAGACUCAGAGAGGGGGGGAGAGGAGGAAGAGAAAAAUGACCGGCUCACAGAGAAUCCCGUCUCCUCCGCCAUCAUGAGAGCCUCCAUCCGCUCUCUCUCUCCGCUCAGACGUCACAGCUGGGAGCCUACCCCGAACGUCGCAGAGAGUGACAUCACAGCAAGCAGGUACUGAGGUGUUAGGACCCACUGUGUGUGUCUGUGUGUGUGUGUGUGUGUGUGUGUGUGUGUGUGUGUGUGUGUGUGUGUGUGUGUGUGUGUGUGUGUGUGUGUGUGUGUGUGUCUGUGUGUGAUUAAAGAAUCAGUUCAUGUUUACGAGGUGGUUUCUGAUGCAGUCUCAGGUGUCACUGAUCCCAAGUAUUGACUUUACAAAAGGAGAAAACAGGUUUAGUUUCUGCUCUAAAAAUGGACCUUUUUGAAUGAGUGUGUAUGUGGCUUCUGGUGCCCAGAAACUGUCAUAAAGAUCAUCUGUAUGAUCAGGUCCACUCAUGAUCAGUUAUAAUUUCCUUCACUGUGACAUUAGGGGCUUAUGGUGUCAGAGUUAGUACAGCCAAAGGAGCAUCUCCUUCAUGUUCUCUUUGUUUUUCAUUGCUCCUACUUUAUUUACAUGAGAGUCAAAUUUCUGAUAGUCUGUAUGUGUGUCCUUUCAGUUCCGUGGAGAGUCCACCAGAAGAGACCAAGAGGGUUAAGACCCCACUGCACAGGAGAAGGUACAACUGUCAAUCAUUACCUUCAUUUCAUUUAAACGGCUCAUUACACUUCAGUUUAAAAGAGAGAGAGAGAGAGUGUGUGUGUGUAUGUGUGUGCCAGUGUGCAUGUGUGUGUGUGCAAUGCAGUGUGAGCUCCUCACUGAGUUACUAAGAGGGUCCUGCAGGAUCACUGUCCUCACUGCUCGUCUGUGCUGCACACACACACGUGCGCGCGCACACACCGGCAGUGUUUUUGGGUGUAGUUCGGCAAGGCAGUGACUCAGCCUGCUCACAUGACCGUCUAGACACACACACACGCACACACAAACACACAUGCACACAAGUUUGCGUACACGGUAUUCGAAGGAAAAGUCAUUACUGGAAUCAGAGAAGUGGUGCAGCGAGGGUGGAGAUGGAAAAGUCCUCUGUGACUCAGUCGUGUGUGUGUGUGUGUGUGUGUGUGUGUGUGUGUGUGUGUGUGUGUGUGUGUGUGUGUGUGUGAGUGUUUUAGUGUGUGUGUGUGCAGCUGUGGGAUCAGUUUCGGUCUGAUUUUGUUAUGUAACAGUAAAAACACUUCCACUCCUCAUAAAGACAGUCUUGCUGAUUUACAGUCGUGUCUUUAUCAGCUUCUCUUCAGUGAAAACAGACUCUGCAUAUUUAUUGAACGUUCACUCUGACUGGAAAUGUCUGAUUCUGUUCAAUGAGGAGGCGAGUGAAUGAAAAAAUCAUUAUGAUAAAGGUGAUACAGAUGUGACAGUGAUCACAUGAUAUAUAAAUAAAUCAUAACAAUCACAUAGACAGGAACUCAUGGCAUAUGUGACUGAGUGAGUCAGAUUGUGUCUAAAUAUGAUAACAGAUUUAAAAAAACAAGUAGAUAAUGCAUCUCACCGCAGAUUUAAAGAUAUGUAAUUCAGACAUUUUGAGUGACAGGUACCAUCAGUUAAGUUUCAAUGCACUGACUGUACAUCCUUGAGAAGCUCUUUCAGUCACCGGGAUAUAAAACACGACGAGCUGCUUUUGUUCGUACCAGGGAGGAGGUUUUGUGUCACAUCAGUCAUCCAGCUAAUCCUCAAUGUAGACAGGCAGACCUGCUCUCUGUCAGGAUUAGAGCUCUAAGCAGCAGACAGAAGAGAUGCCAACAGCUUGUCUCCACAAUCAGACACAAAACAAGAGCAAACUGCACAGAGCUGCAGGACUGGCAGAGCAGAUAGAAGGGGGUAAAUAAUGCAAAAAUCCAGAACCCAGACAAUCUUUCAGAUUAAAGGUCUGCUCAGACAUGCUGGUUUCUCUUCUUGUCUAAGUUUCUCCAGGAUGUACAGCUUCUGCCAGUAAAGGAACCUCACUUUCAUAACUCUGCUUCACUUAUUUCUCUUCAGGACAUAAAAAUGACCUGAUAUUUUCAAUCAUUCACCAUCACACCGUCACUGUCCAUGCUAACUCUGCUGAACACACAGAUCCUAUGACCAUUAACUGAACAGUAACAGCUGAGCCUUUACACUAAUCUCUUUUCCUCUCCUCCAUCAUCUUCUCAUCAUUCAUCUAUCCGUCUCUGAAGUAUGAGCUGGUGUCCAUCCAACCUGCACCCCCCUGACCAGCAGCAUAUAGACAGCAGAAGGUAAACACAGACAAAACCUCCACAAACUGACUCUGGAAGUUAAACCUUCAACUCUAACGCCAAACACACAAGCACACACACAUUAUAAACACACUCAGUUACAUGUGAGUAUGUGUGUGUUCUGGUUAAACAGCUACAGUCUCGAGGGUCUGGAGGAGAGGGGCACUCUGCAGACUCCAUGUCCCAGCAUCCUCUCUGAUCAGCAGGAGAGGAGUGCAGGGAGAAGAGAGGAGAGAGGCUCCCUGCUGUCCUUGACUGAGGAGGAGCAGGAGGGGGAUACCAGCAGCCUCCACAGCCAGGUGAGUGUUUGUGUGUGUGUGUGUGUUUUAGGGGACGGGACCAGAGGAAAGGAGUGAGACUACCCCCACACGCUAACAUGCAAGCUGAUGACAGAAAUGUGCAGCUGAUGGUUUGAUUUCUUGUCUUGCUGUAGUUGUGUGGGCUCUUUGUCAGGAUGUUGAGUUUUACGAUUUCCUUUGACAUUUCACUUACUCACACCUCCUACUGUGAUGGUGCUAUGAUCAGCUGUAGGCUAAAAGUCACAGCUGAAACACUGCUAUUAAAUAUGGGCUGAGUAUUUUCAAGAGCCUCACAAUCCACUUCAGUUUAAAUUCUUUGACCACAGAUCCAUUCAAUGUGGAGAUUAUAAUGUGUGCAUGAUGAGUUUAAAUUUUAUGCUCAGCCUUUAUAAUAAUUGUUUAGGGUUUUUUGGAAAGUCAAGACUGUGUGAAAGUUUUGCACUUUUUUAAGGGGAUCAAAUUUUUUACCACCCUGAAAAAGUAACCAACAGAGUCUAAUAUCCACCUCUGUGACACAGCAGUUUAACUGUUCAACACUGAUAUAAAAAGUCUGAUGCCAUAUUCAAUGGAAGAUAGAAAAAUAAAUCUGUAUGUUGUUUUUUAUCUGAAAGUAAUUUAUGUUAAUGUUAAUAAAAAACUUUUACUCUGAUGAUAGAAGUUACCUCAUCCUUCAUUUAUAUCAACCUCAGCAUGAAAACAUACAGAUUCAAGUCUUUGAGCAUCAGGCCUCAAACAUCAGCUCACUGAUCCAUCAGGUAGUUCAUUACAGAGACAAUACAAAUUUAAUAUGUUCGUGUGUGUGUGUGUGUGUGUGUGUGUGUGUGUGUGUGUGUGUGUGUGUGUGUGUGUUUGUGCGUGUGUGUGUGUUUAGCCAUCACAUCAGACUCUGACAGUGACCAACAGCUGUCCUCCCAUGUUUCAUCACCAGUCCCUCACCAAAUCCAUCUCCAUGGUAGCCAUCAGUCACAGAGACCUCAGUGGUGAGUCUGUUUUUUUUUCUCAUCCUGUUUCUCUCUUUCUCUUUCUCUCUCUCUCUCUCUCUCUCUCUCUCUCUUUCACUCUCUCUCUGUCUGUCAGAUAUGCGAUUUUCCUUCUGAACUUCAUGCCAUAUGUUUUUACUUCUCCUCAUCUUCAUCCUGCUGCACCAUCCACAUCCUGCAGUGAUUGGAUGUUCUUCAUCUAAGCGGCGAAUCAGCUUCUCCCUCAGUAUUCCCACACUCCUCCCCAAAAAUAGACGCUUCUUUUCUAUUGGCUACUCCUCCAGUGAUGAGGAGGAGGAGGAGGAGGAGGAGGGAGGGAGUAAGUAUGAUGAAGGUAGCUGUGUGUCAGAGUGGAUCCUGUAACUCCUCCAAACUAAACCCCCAGCCCCCACCCCACCCAAAGCUUCUUACAGCUAACACUGAAGCUUCCUAAAAGUCUAAACCAGCCUCCUUGACAGCCUCUGAAUAAAAUAGCCAGUUUCAGAGAGCUGCUGCUGUUGAUUCUUAAAGUGCCACUCUGUAGCCAAAAUCACAUUACCUGUGUCAUUCUCAAGGGCUAUUAAUCUGCAGAGCCCCAGUAGAUCAUUAGCAAUUCACCUCCGAGUUGUGAGCGGAGACAGUGCUGCUCUGCACACUCCUCUUCACGCUAGCUUGCAGCCUAACAUGGUCAGGGCAGGAAGCAGCAGGUGACAUAGGAGCUAUUCAGCUGUCAGACACGAGUGUCUUUAGGGACAUGAUGAAAGGUAAUAUCAUAAUUAGCUUUCAUAAGCAUUGCAAUCUGCUAACGCACAUGCAUGUUCUGUAAUCGCCCUCUACUUCUCAGAGUCUGGCCUGCAUAGUGGGGCUCCAGGGGCGGAGCUUGGAUUUGUGACAUAAGAAAUCUCACUGUGUCUGAUCCUGAAAUUCUCAGAAAUGCAAUUUUGCUCAUAGUUUUGUGUAUAUAGACAACAAGAAAAACAUGAUUUUUAAUUGAGUGGGUCUUUACACUAAUUUUUUUUUUUUAUAGGAAGUGAUUCUGUUAAAAUGUAGCGCUUUGCAAAACAUUUCAGGUUUGUAUGUUACUGAUAACUGUAACUGCAGAGACAACAUAAAAACUAUUAAAGCCUUUUUUUUUUAGAGAAGACCUUCAUAUUUCAGAGAGACAAUGACAAACCACAUUCUGACAACAGGGAUUACAACAGCAUGGCUCUGUAGUAGAAGAGUCCUGCUAAGAAACUGGUCUGCCUAUAUGGAGGAGUGUUAAGGUCUCUGUCCGUGUUCUCCUAAUCUCUGAGGUCUCUUCUUCCAUGUCUAACUUUCUCUAUUAAGGUCUUUGCUCCUUCAUCUGCAGUUCAACUCUCAGCUGAACAAAAUACUCAACUUCAAGAUUCAAUAAAUUUCCUCUUUUCCUCCUGUAGGGGGCGGGUCGUUCUCCAGUAAUUCUGGUUCACUAGAGUACAGGUAAGAAGCGAAGAUGGUAGAGCUCAUAUUAAUUUAAACACAGCCUGCUGGAUGUUUCUGAGUGUUUCAGUUUUCAUGUCCCAAACAAAAAGUUUUAGUGUGUUCGCUCUGUGAAUUAAAGCAAAACCUGUGUGUCUGUGUGCGUGUCAGUAUUUCAGAGGAAGAGCCGGGCCCCCUGCGGAGCGACACUGAGGGGAAAGGAGGCCCUAAAAUCAGCCGAACGUUCAGCUACCUCCGUAACAAGAUGACUAAGAAAGGAAAGGUGAGAACAGCUGCUGCAGGUGCUUGAUGAACAUAAACACGCUGCAACACAAUGGAGCACCUGAGAGAGUGUGAGGGGCUUAGCGCAGGUAUUCAGGGAUCAGAGUACAUCUCUCUUUGUAGGACUGAGGAGAAACUGAUUUAGAGUCUGUCUCUGUAUUGGUAGACUUGAGGUCAGAAGGGGGUGCUGCUAGACAGCACAGGCAUCCUGCAGACAGUGUGAGCAUAUCAGAGAGGGUGUUUGUGAUUGGUUACAGUUUAUUCAGAGUUUAUAAAUCAGAGUUUUUCUCCAGAACAGCUAAUUAUGAGCUAAGACUUCAGUUAAUUACUACGUCAUGAAGAGCUUGAGCCCGCAGACUAAAAAUACGACUGAAACCAGAUAAAAACUGAAGUGAAAGAAGAUACUCAAGUAAAUGAUCGAGUCAGAAAUGAUCCCAAAAUUUAUUAAACUGCAUGAAACUGAUUUUUAAAGCAGAACUUCGAGUUUCAGACCACAUUACAGAAACUUUUACUGAUGCAUCAUGAGAUCUGAGAGUCUGUUUAGAUGAAGCAUGAUGAUGAAUUCUGCAAAAACACUGCAGACAGACGGAGGAAGAGGAACUCCGGUUGUGCGCGUGUUAGUGUGUGCAUGUUAGUGUGUGUGUUAGCGUGUACAGAUGUUUGCCUGUUCACUUCCUGAUUUAAAACAAAAAGACGAGCAGCAGCAGCUUGAGCUCAUUGAGCGAAACAGAAAGACAACAGCACAAUAGGACAAGGACAGAACGGCAGACGAGAGGGACAGAUUAUGAGACAGACAGAAAGACGGUGUAGAGAGACUGACGGGAAGUUAAAGAAGAAGACGGGAGGAUUGUUAGCGCCAUGCUCAGUAAAAGGUUGAGUCGUUCUGUGAAGUGGAGAGAGGACGCUGGAUCAGAGGAGGUAAAAGGCUGAUUCUCAUCGUUAGUGUGUGUCUGUCUGUGUCUGUCUGUGUCUUUAAAGUCUCUGAGAUUCUGGACAGUUUUGUCCCAAAGUUUUUAUUAGUCUAACCAGGAGAAAACUUACUGGGGUUCAAAUGUCUUUUUUUCACAGACUCCUGGCUGUUAGAUGCAGCAACCGAGUUUUGAUAAGAAAAUAAAUCAGCAGUUAUAAUAAAUCUGGUUUGGAUGAUGUCAAAGACAUGGAGACAGAUUUUUUCUUAGCAGCAGCAUUUUGAAUGUUUGGAUUCUUGAGCUCAUGCUGUUAAAGUUUCAAACCUUCAGUUAUAUGGGUAAAAGUGCAGAAUGACUGCAUUACAUCUACUGCAUAACUCAGAUGACAUCACUUCCUGUUGCUCGGUCUGUCUUUAAGAAAAGCUGAUUCUGCAGUCACACUUCGACCCUGAGUGUGUCAGACGAACCAUAAAAACACUGAAAUCUCACAGGGUUAAAAAAAAGAGGUGAAGAGCUGUGAUUGGACAAUAAGCGCUGAUUAUGGUUCUUCACACUUGGGUUGAGAGGCCCCAGGUCCAGCGUUUAAAGGGAUAUUCCGCUGAUGAAGUUAGGUGCUGUUCUGAGCAUUAUUUGUGGCUAUAGAGUGGCUUUUUGGUUGAGGUUUGUGUGUGGCUCCUCAGACCGCUGUGUAUUAUAUCCUGCGGUCGUUACUAAAGUUGGUAUAACUAGAGAAGCAAGCGGUGAGCAACAUUCAUCUCUGAGGGGGGGAUGAGGCGGCUUCAGAUGAUAGAUGUGAAAGUAGCAUGGUGUGCAUAUCAAACUUGAACAUGUUCAGUUCACUACAACGAAGCAGACUGACAUUUUUUACAGAGAAAACUAAGAUGUUUGUCAGUUUCUUUUAAAUAAAGAUUAUUUUAAAAAAUAGUAACAGACAGGAACCUGGGUCAGGGUGGCUCCUGAUCAAGUGAAACUAAAAAUAACAGCACUGUCUCUGUGAAACACCUGCUUUUGUGUGUUUUGUAGGAGAAGGAAAAGAGGGGAGAGAGGGAGCGAGAGGGGAAAGAGAAAGAGAAGAAGAGUUCAAACGGUCACCUCUUCAUCUCCAUCAGUCCGUCUCCAUCCUCCGUCUGUCAGCUCUGCAGCAAACCUCUGAAGGACAGCAAGGACUCCUUCAUCUGCAACAGUGAGUCCCUCAGUCCUGCACUCUCUGCACUUUUUAGACCUGCAGCAUGUUUCUGUUCGAAUCACUGUCAGAUGGAAAGAAAGAACCAGAGGAUGAACAAAUCCGUCUGACUGAAGGCUGACGCUUCAAAACUGAACGCUGACCUCCAGACCAGGAGAUUCACUUUCAUGAGUCAGCAGUAUGUGUGAACGUGUCAGAGCUUAAACACGGCGGCCAGUAACAGCUCACGUCUGUAGGAAAAUGUCUAAGCAUUAAAGCGUCUCCAUGGUGAUGGUGAUAAUGAUGGUGGUGGUGAUGGCAGCCUUAAUCACUGUGUUUUUAUUGACUCAGCAGUUUUUGGAAGCCGUUUAGUGUGUCUCUGUUGCACUGUGUUGCAUCAUCCCAUGUGUGUGUAUGUGUGCGUGUGAAGGAUUCAGAGGAUGAGAUCAUUGAGCAAGUUAGUGUGAGAGUGACUUGGUCGUCAGGGAUGAGGACUUGAGUUUGAGACUUUGAUUUGAGUCACAACCAAACAUGAGCCUCGACUUAAACUGUUAGUCCAGCCUCUGAAAGACUGGAGAUCUUGGAGUUGUGAACAGUUUAAGCUCAUACCUAAUAAAUGCACUUUUUAAAAAUGAUUUCCAAUCUGCUGAUUCUGAUAUUACGCCAAUAAAAUCGUGCAUCAGCCUGAGAUCCAAGACUCUGAUUGGCGAUUUGCUUUAUCAUGGGCGGGAACUCCUUUCAGCUGUGGUUCUUUGGUUCUGCAGGCUGCUUGUAGAUUCUUUUGCAGGUCAUGUUCUCCGGUUAUCUGAGGUUCUUUAAAGCCUGACUUUGCACAAACGUGUUCAAGCUGAUAGGAUUUAGGUUUCUGUUUCCUCCUGUUACGUUUUACAGACACAAACACAAUGUUUAUGUUGUUGUUCUGUCUGCAGACUGUGGAGUAUACGUCCAUAAGUGCUGCAGAGAGAGUCUGCCAGUGUGUGCAAAGAGCAAAACAAAGGUACUCACACACACACACAUACAUACUGUACAUGCACACUCACUUACAAAAUAAGCCUUGUAGAGUUUCGCUCUGAAGGACACACACGUGUGUAUCACUGCUGAUGAUCAGACCCUCGCAGGGAGCUCACCUGUCCUCUCACCUGAUAUCCUCAUGUCCUGUGUGUCUCCAGAUGCAGACUCUGGGUCCUGAAGCUGCUCCUGGGUCAGCCGUGAACACGAGGAGUAAAUGUAAGAACAGACCGAGUCACACUAAGACCCUGAUAUAUGUGGAAACAGAUACAGAGUCAUAUAUGACAAACACACCAGUCAGGUGGAUGCAUAAGAGGUCAGAUAAAAGAGAGUGAACAUGAAGACAGAGAGACAAAAGCUGUAGACACUCUGGAGUCAAUCUUCAUUUAGAGACGAUCAAUCUGUGAAUCUGCACUCUAUUGUGCUGCUACAGAUUUCUCUGAAUGUCGUCUUUGUGUUGAUCUGCAGCUACAUCUUCAGCGUCCUCUGUAUCAUCCACAUCCUCCUCCUCAUCACGGGAACGCUGGUCCACAGCAACCACACCUGAUGACCAGCUUCCUGUCCUCUUUCCACGGAGACACCCAAGCAUCUUCAACACACACAGCAACCUGUCCAAGAGCAUCUCCACCAGCAACAUAGCAGGGUGAGACACACAAACACACACACACACACACACACACAUACACAUGCAGACUUACUUCUGCAGCUGCACUCAGUGAACCAGAGUUUAAUGGUAACUGUUCUCUUUUGUUGUUUGCAGAUUGGAUGAGGUUCCUCUGAAGGGUCUGAAGUUUCUGUCUCAGUCCACAGACUCUCUGAAUCAGGGCAGCAAAGUGAACGCCUCCACGGAGUCGCUCACUGAUGAAGGUACACACAUUUUACAAACAUUAACACACAUGAACACACACUAACACUGAGCUCAUGUAGAUCAUAGACUGGAUAUAGAAUGGACGCCAUCUGCCUCCUCGCUGGGUGAAGCCAUUGAGGGAACAGCACCCUCUGGUGACAGGCUGCAGUAUAGGUCAUAAAUCCCACCUCCUCCAGCAAUCCCUAUGGAGCUGUGGACAAACUUAAGAAGUUUAUUACACAGAAUAUACAUUUUUCUCCUCCCUGCUUGUGAUGUUGACAUUUGUUUGUGCUCAAGUCCUCUUUUUUCUGUGCAGCUUUGUAUUUCAAAGUUAUUAGGGGGUUCAUGUUUUCUAUGAUUGACACUUGAUACAGCCUAUGGGUGUACGAAGAUUGCAUAGCUCACCUGGAGGAUAUGCUGUUUGAGUCAAAGAGAGCUAUGACUGUUAUUAGAGUUUUUGCUAGCGACCUGAACUUUCCUCUGUGUGUGUGUGUUUGUGUGUGUUUUAGGCACUGAGAUGAUUGACAGUCAGCUGAUGGGGGAGUUUGAGUGUGAGGUAAAGGAUCUGGAGGCUGAUUCUUGGAGCGCCACGGUGGAUAAAAAGUUCCUGAAAGCUCUGAAGAAAGAUGAGAUUAAGAGACAGGACGUCAUCUACGGUAACACCUGUUUACCUGUCUGUCACACUGUCCAGAUAAGCGCGUACCUGCCUGUGGUUCCCAGUCUCAGAUGUCUCUCUUUCUCUCUCUUUGUGUCCACAGAGCUGUACCAGACAGAGUUUCACCACGUGCGGACUCUGAGGAUCAUGAGUGAGGUUUAUUAUAAAGGCCUUCAGAAGGAGCUGCAGCUGGACACGCUCACUAUGGACAAGGUGAGCAGAGGGGGUGAAACAACUUACUGACAUCACUGAUUAAAUAGCAUAGGUUAACACUCUGUGUGCGGUUCAUUUUCCGCAGAUCUUCCCUAUGUUGGAUGACCUGCUGGACAUGCACAUGCUCUUCUUCAGCCAGCUGCUGGAGAGGAAAAGAGCAUCUUCAUCUGAGGGUCAGAGCAACAACAACUUCCUCAUCUGCAGCGUCGGGGACAUCCUGCUGCAACAGGUGAGCUCCGGGAAACAUCAGCUGAUCUCAGGGUAAACUUUCUCAAAUGGAGACAGUCUACCAUCUGGGUGCUCAGUGAGCUGCAGGUUGAAGAGAGAAAACCUUGGUCUUGUUCAGAGGUGUGUUUUGGGUGUCACAUGAAUCGGACCAGUCAGAGUGUCAGCUCCCUUUAAAGUCUGGUUUAUGCUCCUGCAUCAGACCUACGCCGUACUGGCCUUCGUAAGCACCACAUAAUUUAGUGUUGGUUUGUCACGUUGCUCUGCAGUAUUGUGCAUGCUCACCAUAUGAUCAGUCUCCAGUCCUCUGUGCAGACCGAAUACAAGCGUAACAUGUUAGAGUUUAAGCUGAUUGAGCUGCAGUUAGACUGUACAGCUGCUGAAGAAGAGGACACCAGAAAUGUUUGUUACCAAGCAGACCAAUCACAGUCCUGAUUGUUUCAAUGUGUCGUUACAUUUUUGAGGAGGUGCAUGUUGGGCUUCUCUCACCUCCUGUGGUCAUGGUGCAGGGCUGCACAUGUCUACAGUAUAGGUCUGACGCAGGAGCAUGUCCCAGGCUUAAGAGUCAGGUGUGCCUGCAGACAGACAGGGUGUUACUAUUUACACAGCAGACACCGUCUUCAUGACUCUCACACUGAGUGUGUGUUUGACUCCAGUUCUCAGGCUGCAGCGCUGAUCGCAUGAAGAAGGUCUAUGGGAAGUUCUGCAGUCGCCAUAACGAAGCGGUGAACCUCUACAAAGACCUGUACGCCAAAGACAAACGCUUCCAGGCUUCCAUCAAGGUCAGCACUGACACACACACACACACACAAACUUCACAGUCUGCAUACACAGCUGUGAUCCAUUCUGAAUGGAUAUAUAAACAUGUGUGUUUUUGUGUUUGUGUGUUUAUGUGCAGAGGAUGAUGAGCAGCAGCAUUGUGCGCAGACUUGGUAUCCCAGAAUGCAUUCUGUUGGUGACUCAGAGGAUCACUAAGUAUCCUGUUCUGCUCCAGAGGAUCCUGCAGCACACUAAAGGUGAACACACACUUACCUCCUAGCUGGACUGAGGGCACAAUAUCAGUGUGUGUCCUUCAGUGAUUGAUAACUGUGUGUAUAUGUGUGUGUUUGGUGACAGAGUCUGACGAAGACCAUAGUCGUGUGUGUGAAGCUCUGCGCUGUGUGAAGGAGCUCAUCUCCGCCGUGGACAGUAAGGUCAACGAGCAGGAGAAGAAACAGAGACUGAGGGAGGUCUAUAGGUAAACACACGCACACCCACACACACACACUGAAGUUCACUCUGUACUGUAUUACACACUGUUUAAUACACAAUACAUAUUAAUCUCUAUAGUACAUGAUGUUUUCUUUCAUUAUUUUUAUAACUCUAUCUAUCACAGUGAGGGCUUUAUUUUGCCCAUCUUGUUAGUCAGUUCUUACCCCUCCUCACAUAUUGUACCUCCUCUAGAGUCGUCUUACUCUCUGUCUGUUGUUUUCAUGAUGUUUUGAAGAUGUCUGACCCUAAAUAAGGCAAAUCAUGUGUGAAUGAGUUGUAGAAAUUUUCUUCAAUACAGCAAUAAGCAUCCAGCAGAUCAGCAUGAGAUAAGCUGCAACAGUCCCAAACUCAAGCAAUAGUCCAAAAUAAAUGUACUAGUCUUAAACUCAUGCAGCAGCCCACAACACAGGAAACAGUCCAAGAAUUAUGCAACAGAGAAAAGGAGCAGCAAAUUUGAAAACUUGCAACAAAAACCCAAAACAUUAUCAGGAACAGCAAAAGUGCUGUGAAAAUAUACAAGAGCAUAGAGCAGCUGCUUAAGAGGCUAAAGCACAUGAGAGCUCCAGAUCUUUUUAGUUCCUAACUGAUCUUAAUCUUUGGUCCGUGCUUGUUUCACCACGAUGUAGAGGAUUUCCAUCACUGCAGGUUCAGUCUCUGGCUUGAUUGUGUGUUGUGUGAUCUCUGCAGCCGCACUGACAGUAAGUCCAUCAUGAGGAUGAAGAGUGGUCAGAUGUUUGCUAAAGAGGACCUGGUCAGAGGAAGGAAGUUACUGCAUGAUGGAGCGCUGCAGCUCAAGAACUCAGCAGGACGCCUUAAAGGUUCACUAUGAUGACAUGUGUUGCAUUUAUAGAGUGAAAAACUGUCUUUAAACGUCUGGUCUAACGCCGUCUCUCUCCACGGUGUCUCAUCACUCUGUUUCUGUUGCUACUGCAGACGUUCAGGCCAUGCUGCUCUCAGACGUGCUCGUCUUCCUGCAGGAGAAGGACACAAAAUACGUCUUUGCUUCGUUGGUUAGUUGACCUUUCCUUUUUAAGUUUAAAUGUAUUAAUUUGAUCAUGUGUUGGCAUAGUAACAGAGCUGUACCUGUCCCUGUGUGUUUUCAGGAUCAACGCUCCACAGUCAUCUCCCUGCAGAACCUGAUUGUCAGAGAGGUGGCCAACGAGGAGCGAGGUAAUUCCGUGCUGUGGUGGUCUUCAUUCAGUGUUAAACAGCUCACACACACAUUCUAAUAAGCCUCUCUGUGAUUGGUUGAUAGAAAACUCUGAAGUCUGAUCUGCUGUUUUUCUUCUGCAGGACUCUUUCUGAUCACAGCGGGCAUCGAGAGGCCAGAGAUGGUGGAGGUUUUAGCGAGCAGCAAAGAGGAGAGGAACACCUGGAGGGCUAUCAUUCAGGACGCAAUGCACUGCAUGUGAGUGAGCACAGAACACACACACACACACACACACACACACACACACACACACACACACACACACACACACACACGAUCAACUUACCUCUGAAAGGAGUUAAAAUAAAGUGAAAAUCUUCAGGAAACUUUGUGGUUUUGUGAUUGUAGCAAUUGUAAAAAACAUGUCUUUAAAAAUCGUCUAAAAGAUUUACAGCCCAAAGCGACAGAUAUGUAUGGAUAUGUAUAAAUGAAGACAGUGAUGUGUGUGAGAUUUGAAAGAAUUCAGGUGUUUCAAAAGUGGAAAAUAAAUCCUCUGAGUAGAACCUGAACUGAAAUGUUAGAGACUCGGGGUCAGAGAUAUAAAUUUUGGAGCCAUACAGGUGUGUUUCUACUGAAAAGAAGCUUUAAAACCUGCUGAAUGGUGUGAAAUUGAAUGUUUUUGUGUUUUUCAGGGAGAAAGAUGAAGACGAGGGCGUCCCCAGUGAGACAGAAGAGGACAGAAGACAGCAGGAGAGCCGAGCCAAGGAGAUCCGGGGUGAGAGAGAGCACUUUAAAUUAGAUCAGAGGCUCAUAUUCAUUAGAUUAGAUCAGAUUACCUCACACACAUUAAUGAGGUUAUAUUGGAUUAAAAAGGUUAGAUUGGAUUAUCGCCCUCAAAUUAAUUAGAUUAGAUAAACCAGGUGAUGGUUGAACUCGGUCUUUGUGUUUCCUCAGAGCUGCUGCGACAGAAAGACGAGCAGAUCAUCUCUCUGCUGGUGGAGAAAGUCCACAUCUUCAGAGACCUGAGCGACUGUAGCCCCGCCCCUGACGACAGGACCCCACCUGUCAGGGAGCGGAUGUUGUUCAGAGCCACGGCUGAUGACGUCACAAAGGGAGAGCCAAUCAUAAAGGACGCUCUGAGGGAAGGUGAGCAGGCUGCAUGAUACUGUGUGUGUGUGUGUGUGUCAGAGGUGAAGUGUUGAUGAUCAGUGUGUAAUCGUCCUCUGUCUCUGCAGUGGAGAUGCUGCACACUGUGGUCCACAGUGGUGUAGGUGGAGCUGGGUGCAGUACACCUGUCAGCCUGACAGGGGGCAGUGUAGGACCGGUGUGUCUGCCCAGGAGAGCUGAGACGUUCGGGGGCUUUGACAGUCAUCAGAUGAACAGCAGCAAGAGUGAGACACACACACACACACACACACACACACACAGAUGGCUCUUACACACAUGCUCCACCUGACAGCAGGUGUGCUUCAGCCAAUCAGACUCCGCCCUCACUCCGUUUCUGUCUCUGUUCUCAGAUGGAGAGAAGGAGGAGGGGGAUGAAUCACUGGACCUCCGCAGGACUGAGUCAGACAGUGUGCUGAAGAAGGUGUGUGCGUGCAUGAGUGCGUGCGUGCGUGCGUGCGUGCGUGCGUGUGUGUGUGUGUGUGUGUGUGUGCAUUAUUGAUAAGUGUAUUCUGACAGCAGAUCUCUUUAAAAAUGGAUGUAAGUGUCACUGAGUGUAGCAGAUGAACAAAGCUGCUGGUUUGAUCCCUGAACUCCUCAUAGUGACUCUAUUUGUCACACACUUUUACACUAUUACAUAAUGUUAUUAGCAAACAUACACACACACUGAUGGUAACACACACAUACACAGAUAGUAACACACAGAGAGGGUAGUACAUACACUGACUGUUACACACACAGUGACAGUUACACACACACACAGUGCGAGUAACACACACACAGUGCGAGUAACACACACAGUGACAGUAACACACACAUAUUGACAGUAACACACACACACACAGUGCGAGUAACACACACAGUGACUGUAACACACACACGCUAACAGUUACACACACAGUGACAGUAACACACACAUAUUGACAGUAACACACACACACACAGUGCGAGUAACACACACAGUGACUGUAACACACACGCUAACUGUUACACACACAGUGACAGUAACACACACACAUUGAUAGUAACACACUCGUAGUGCCAGUAACAAACACAUAUUGACAGUAACACACACACAGUGACAGUAACACACACACAUUGACAGUAACACACACAUAGUGCCAGUAACAAACACAUAGUGACAGUAACACACACAGUGACAGUAACAAACACACAUUGACACUAACACACACAUAGUAACAGUAACAAACACACAUUGACAGUAACACACACAUAAUUACAGUAACACACACAUAGUGCCAGUAACAAACACAUAUUGACACUAACACACACACAGUGACUGUAACACACAUAGUGACAGUAACACACACAGUAACAGGGCUGUAAAGGACUCUCAGUUUUCCUCCUGUCAGAUUAGCUCUGCUGUGACUUUGAAUGAACUUUGUAAAAACAGGAAACCCUUUUUACCUGAGCAGAGACAGACCCCUGUCAGACCCCUGACAGGUUACCACAACAAGAAGGUUUCCUAGAGUGAAUAGAAACAGCCAUUCAUCAGAGUCAUGAUGAUAGGAUCAGUUCAAAUCAGGUUCAGUCUCUCCUUCGCCUCAUCCUCAUCAUGGAUCACCACAGUCUGUUCUCAGAUCAGCACACAUGGUACCUCAGCAGAAGGACGCCAAAUAAGUAGGACAGUCCAGGUCGGUUAUUUCGGUCCCUUUACCAACUUUUGAUGAUGAAACUGCCAAUGACAGUAGACUUAACAAAAGAAAAUUAGACCCCCUUUGGUGGAAGCGUACCAUUAGAGCUCACAGAGGUGAGGCAGGGACAGUGAGUUCUGUAAAACCAGAGAGGGGUCAUUUUCCUCUCUGCUCCUCUGUGACUCUCUGAUGUCUGCAGCUCUGGACCCGAACACACCCUGUCUGCCAGCUUUAGAUUACAGUCUGACCGUGACUAUUAAUGUGGGCUGUGUGUGUGUUUGUGUGUGUGUGUGUUCCUCAGGGAGCUGCUGCCAGCCUGCAGAUGCUGCUGAAAAGGAACAAUGAGGUAAGGGACUGAUCCGGUUCUUGUUUUUGGAUCUAAAGUGCUCCUGACUGAAUCCUGUGUUUAGGUGACGCUGUGUCUCUCCAGCAGGUCCAGCACGGCGUGACACACCUACACGACCUGCUGCUGUCCCUGCAGGUAACACUCACACACACAGACACACACAUUGAUAACAGCUUGGCUGCGUCUAUCCUCUCCUCCUGUCAUCCUAACCUUGGCACCUCCUCCUCCUUCUCCUCCUGCAGGCUGUGGUGGUCCAGCAGGACUCCUUCAUCGAGGAUCAGCGACAGGCCAUGAGUGAUAGGCUCACUGCCAACUCCUCCAGACACUCUUCCUCCUCCUCGUUGUCCUCGUCUUCCUCAUCGCGGCCCUCCUCUCUCAUUGAGCAGGAGAAACACAGGAGUCUGGAGAGGCAGCGACAGGAGGCAGCCAGCCUGCAGGUUCUCCUUCUCUAUGAAUCAUGAAGCUCGGAGCUGGACUCUCUCCACAGCGCUCAGCUCUCCUCACUCUGUCUGUUCUCUUUGUUUCAGAAACAGCAGGCCGCUCACCAGGAGGAGAAGAGGAGGAGGGAGAAGACCUGGGAGCUAAAGGAGAGGAGUCUAACUGAGCGGGAGGAGAGGCUGAGGAUGGAGGAGGAGGAGACCGGCAGGAGGCGUCAGGAGCUCCUGGAGGAGAGGGAGACUCUGCAGAGGAAGAAGGAGGAGUACCAAAAGGAGCUGGAGAGGCUGAGGGAGGCUCAGAGGAAGCUGGAGAGAGACAAGGAGGCUCUGAGGAGGGACACGGAGAGGCUUGAGGCCAUGAAGAGAGAGGAGGUCAGAGUGAGUCAAAGGGAGUCCUGGGGGGGAGGUGAACCUUUAGAGGGAUAUUUCAGUGUUUUUGUGGUGGACCCCUAGAUCAGUCAGAUUAUGGACUCAGAUAUAGAGGACUUAGAUCAAACAGCAGAAACACAGAGCUGAGUCACAGACAUGAUCAUUACAAACUCGUUCAGCCUGUAGACAGCUGAUCCUGAACCAGCAGAUACAUGAUCUCUGCUCUGAAACCACAAACUGAUGCAGGAGACGAUUUCUGUGGAGGACGUGGCCGACUAAUGAAUCCCGUAUUCAUGUUCCUCAGUCUGAGGUCUCAGCCACAGAGCUCCAGUAUAGACCCCAUCCUUUGGACCACUAAACUAGAGUUUGAAUGACUAUGACUGAUUUAAAGACAUCUGCUGGAUCAGCCAAGUCCACCUGAAGGAGAGCAGUCAAUGUGUUUAUAAAACUACUCAGAGAUUUUGUCAGAUUAAAGAUUUAUAAACGCCCAAAGACCCGCUCCAUACAGGCACCUCUGUGCUGGUAUUUGAGUGUCUGUGUGAUGUCACAGCGUCCUGAAUGACCCUGAUGUUCUGGUCUUGGACUUCAUGGUGAAAAGUUAAACCAGCUGUCAGGUUUUAGAGCUUCAGGAUCUCCUUGUGUGGUCACGAUUCUGCAGGUCUAAUGCUGCGUUCAAGUUACCUCGGAAAUCAGAUGUCGGAGUUGGAAAUGACGUCACACCCGAGUUACCAAUGUUUCAAUUACCAAGUCGGAAAAAAGUGAAAUCGGAGGCGGAUAAGGUGGCUACAUCUAUGAAAGGGGAUGCUAAAAUAACAAGUGCUAAAAUAACUGUCGUAGAUGUAGCCAUCUUGUUUCCGCCUCCGAUUUCACUUUUUUCCGACUUGGUAACUGAAACAUUGGUAACUCGGGUGUGACGUCAUUUCCAACUCCAACAUCUGACUUCCGAGGUAACUUGAACGCAGCAUAAGUCCCUGGCUCCUGGUCUCUAGGUCUAAAUCUGUCUCAUGUCCUGUUAUACCUGCAGAUGGGGGAGCUCCAGAGGUACAAGAGGACACCUUCCACCACCUCUGAGGACUCCAUCAGGUUCCACAGCUCUGGAUCUCUGGACCUGGAUUCUAAAGAAGCAGAGGAGCCCAAAGAGGUAAAAAGUCUUGUUUCCAUAAUUCGCCAUGGGAACAGUGAGUACGAAGUGUGUUUGACGUGUGUGCAUUUGUCCUCCUGCAGGUGGAGCUCUCCUCCUCCGCCCCAACCAAAGAGCCUUUCCUCCGCAUCGGGUCUAAGAGGAUGGGCAAAAACUUUAAUCCCUUCUCCUCCUCCUCCUCUUCGUCCUCCAAAGCUCAGGGAGCAGAGAAGGAGUCCCAGCUGCCCAGCAGACUGCUGCAGCUGACCAAACCCAAAGAGAAGAAAGACAAGAAGAAGAAGAAGGGAAAGGACUCAGGUACCAAUGACGACACAGGGGCUGGAUUAGUUCGGGGUGGCUUCGGUCAGCAUAGAGGUUCACAGACUUUUCAGCCCAGGACUGCCAAUCAACUACAGUUUUAGGUUAGAAAGGCUAAAAACAGAUGAUCAACAUGUGACUGAUGAGACUAAACACAACUCACCUACUCUCUUCCAGCAGCCGCUUGUUUGUACGGAGACCUCUGACAAGUCAAUUUCUGACUGCAGCGGGGUGAUGCAGCUCAAGGAAGAACAUUUAUGAUUAUUACUUUAGCAUUUCCUAGAAGUAAUAAUCAUCAUGAUGAUCAUUUUGCACUGCAGACGCAGUAGUUCUUCUGCCUCAGCGUCUUGGUCUGAUUGCAUUUCCAUGAAAGAAUGAUCAUAAAUGUUCUUCCUUGAGCUGCGUCACCCCGCUGCAGUCCGUAAUGGACUGGCCGAGGUGUCGCGACAAACAAGCGGCUACUGUAAGAAAGUAGAUAUGUUGUGUUUAGCCUCUUUGUUAAAGAAAUCAGGCAAAACCAAAAAGACGUUUGGUGGCUAGUACUAUGGCUAGGACCCAAUAUGUACUGUUGAUGAAGUUAGGUGCUGUUCUGAGCAUUAUUUGUGGCUAUAGAGUGGCUUUUUGGUUGAGGUUUGGUUGUGGCUCCUGGGACUGCUGUCAUUACUAAAGUUGGUAUAACUCGAGAAGUAAGCUGUCGGCAACAUUUAUCUCUUGAGGGGGUGUCUAACUCGGUGUUACGGUGUGUUUGACCCUAAAUUAAAUUUAAGACAGAAUAUCCCUUUGAGGUCCUCUCUCUCUCUCUUCCCCUCCAGAAAACAAGGUGACACCUGAUCCUCAGAAUGAUGGAGACAUCUACUUCUGCUGAGGACCUGAACCCUGCUCAACUGAUCAGACUGCAGGACUAAACCUGGACUCUGGACUUCAUACGUCAGUCCUGACCUCCUGUCACACACAGACUAUCAAACUGAUCUUCCAAAGACUGAGUACAGACAGGUAUGAGCUUCUCUCAGAGACCACAGGUGAGCUGGAGACUCAUCAGGAGGACAGAAACCCAGAGCUGAGGAGGACGAACCAGCAGGAGCUCAGAGUCUUCUCGUGCUUCCUCUUAGACUGAUGUUAGCUUUAAGGUGCUCUCAGCUCCUCUGGGUGAACACCUGGAGGAUCUGACCUCUGACCUUUGACCUUUUUGUCCUCGUGUUAAAUCACAGAUAAGUCAAAGACGCACAGAUACCACAGGACAGACGCUGAGUCUGUGACCUCUGGCACAACCAACCAAUCAGCCACAGAGAGAUAAACCCUCUGUGGACAAACCCCCAGUGCCUUCAGCUUCUGUUAGCUCACAGCAGGUGUUGAAACCCUGCAGGAGUCACAUGAUCACAGUGUGUUUAUGAAACGUUACCUGUACAUGUGGAUGACAAUCUUCUUUAAUCAGACAGACAAUCACAGCUAUGCAACAAUCCCAGUCUGCAGCAGAAACAUCAGAAAGGUUUGAACGUGCACUUUAUAAAGAGAGAGGUUUGAUUUUCAGGGUCUGAUUUUUUCUCCUGUUUUAGUCCCACAUUCAUUCGGCUCUAACUUCAGGGAAACAGAGAGGAUCAGCUACAAACUUCUCUACCUGUUCUUCCUUUAUUAUCAGGGCUGUCCAUAAGAUGUGUUUAUCGAUCAUUUACAGACAAAAGGUCACGCAUCAGUAAAAUGUCUCGCAGAUUGACUGUCACUGACCUCUGACCCUGUAGGUAACUGAUCAUUCAGCCGCUCAAAAAACCUUUUUUGGAAAUCUCAUUCAGCUUUGAGUCUUGAACAUUUUCUAAAGCAGAGAGUAGCACCAUCAGACACAGACGUCAAUCUAUCUACUCCUGUCAUAUUUAACAAUCCGGAGAUGUCAUUCAGAGCCCUGUUGUUUUCAAUCCUUCUGUAAUAGAUUAACUAUAAUCCUCCUCCAUGUGCAGUUGAAAGGCUGUGCAAAGGUCAGGCUGCAUGUCAGCCUGUAAUAGUGGAUGCACAUAAUUCUAAUUGAUUGAUACCAAGGCCCACAGAAUAACACAUGAAACUCAGACACCAAGUCCUCAUCUGGUCUCAUCUACACUGUAAGUCCUCAAAUGUCUUUAUUUGGGUUUUUAUCUGCAUCUGGGCCCCUGUUAUCAACACAGCUAACAGAAAUGUUGUUCUACCUGCUCAUGGCUUUUAGUCAGAGUGUCUGUUGUAUGUGGGUUAGGUAAGGGUUUUGCAUUUUGCAAAGAAAGAGGCAUAUUUGCUCCAAAUAAACGCAUGCUGAAUUAUUGAAAUGCAUGUAAACAGCACUGAUGCACAAAAAUGCCAUUCGCUCUGCAGUGCAGUGUGUGGAGUAUGUAACCCUUUGUGCUUUAGGAGAUGUCUUUUUUGGCUCAUUUGCAGGUUUAGUUAGUGCAAAAGAAAAAUCAGGCCCUCAAUUUGUGGUGAAAUAUGAACAAUUUUAAAUCUCAGACGGAGAGACUUUGGUGUAAAGAUCCAGAUACCUUCAGCACAAAAAUCAAAAACAUGGCCCAGUUUACGGUACACAAAUGUAUAGGAGGGGAAAAGUGCAUGGUGUGUGUUUAUCCACGCAAUCCUGAAACACACGUACACCUCCAUUUAAACUUUUCAAUGAAAAUUGAUACACAUAUGCAUUAACGUACUAUAUAUUCAUACUGGAUAUGGAUAUACUUGAACUUAAAGGAAAAUACAUUUAAAUAAUUCUGUCAUCUCCCAUCAGACCCUUAAUCCUAAAUCUGUAUUUGCUCAAACCUAUUCCACAUUUUUGGACGUCAAUGAAAACAGUGAAUUUCCCUUUAAUCAGAAUCACACAACUGUUUCUUCAUCAGAGAGCAUCAAAUAAGCUUCAUCAGCAUUAGCAUUAGGACAGCAUUGGCUGCAGUCAUGUGAAAGUAUAUUCAUAGUAUACUAAAGUACUGAGGAGAUAAUUUGGUAUCCUUAAUCAGAGUUUACUGAAGGAAAACUGACAUAAGGAUGAUAUUAGGACAGGUGCAUUUGACCUUUGACCAUUCAGACUUUUAAUGUUCACACAUUAAAAGAGUCAUUUUAAGCCAAAUAUGCUGAAAUCAAUCAAUGAUUAAAAUUCUGUUCCAAGGAGAAGUGAUGGAGGCAGAGUUUACCGUUACCUCAGGAUACUCCAAACCAGGGGGCUCAUCGAUCUCUUAAAUAAGGAUCAGAUGUUUACAUGCAGGGAAAACAAAAUCCCUGAUUAAACCUGGACACAAAAGACUCACUCUGUCACAGCAGUGAUUUACAAACUUAGACCAAAGACAGGUCUGACCUGCUCCGCUCUGUUGACUACACUUUUAUUCUGAAAUGAACCCCUUAAAUGACCGAGUGUGAGUGACACAGAGCUCAGGAUUUAAACACCUCCUCUCAAACAUUUAGGAAAGAGCUGAAAACUUUUAAAGGAACUUUCCCUCCACUUUAAAUCCCUCUGCAUGAUGCUGCACAUGCUCCUGAAUGUAAGAGACACCAAAACUGCUAAUACUCCCCCUGAUUCCUCCCCCUAAUCCAGAUACCCAGCGUCCCCCUGCAGUUCUGCUCCCGCCGAUAACACACACUCACACACUCUCACAGAGCGCAGCUCGUCUUCAUCCGCUCUCAUCCUCUCACAGCCUUCUGAGCGCUCCCACAUUGAUUUUCUGCUCCUGUUCUCGGUUGCAGCCUGAAGAAUAAUAUUUCAGCUCAGUGUCAUUUCCCGCCUUCUGCUGAGCCGAGCACAUUUCUGCAGAAACUGAAAGCACAGCAGCCUCCCUCUAAUGCACCCCCCCCCCACCCCCUUCAUCCUCUUCCUGCUCUCCUGAUGCUCUCUCCCAGUGAUGAGUGGGUCAGACCUCCUCUGUGGAUCCUGCAGAUUUACAGUUAGAUUUAUAGAUUUACAGUUAAUCAAUCAUCUGCUCACUUUGAGUGAGGAACAGCUGAAAAAAACACAACAGAAAACUAUCUAAAACUGUUACCACAGAAUCAACUGUUCAUGCUAAUGUCCCCUCCUCCACCUCCUUACAGUGUCCACUCUGACUGUCCACAUCAGGUCUAAAUCUGCCCUUUAACAUCAUUCAUUAGGUGUAAGCAAACUCAGGCUGUCAUCAGCUCUUUAGUCUCAGCCAUUGUCUCUGUGUAUUUACGAUAAAAAUGUCUUGUUAAACACAAUGACCUCAACAGUCUAGAAAAAUUCCAAAAUUUAGACUUGCUUUCAUAAGUAAAGAAAAAAAAUCUGCUACUAGAAUAAAAGGGAAAUGUUCAAACUCGACAAACUAAACCUGUAAAGUGAUUUUUUUUUCUUAUUCCACCACCUGAUGUCUGUCCUUACUGCACUUAUUUUUGCCAUGAAAUAGGACAUUUUAUUGGAUUUGUCAAGUGAAUGGGGAGCUUUCUUUCUUUUUAGCAACUGAAAAAAACUGAUGAAUCCAAAACCAAAAACUGUUCACUAAGUGCCUUGAAAACACAGAUUUAUCUCCCAUGUAUGAGCAGGAAAAGAAAACCCCAAAAUGACCAAAUUUUGAGAAAUCUGGAUGAUUUCUAAGCCUGUUUUUUUACAUCCAACUCACGUGUGAUUUUAAUCAGGAAGUGUUUCCAGGGUUUAAAUGUCUUAACUGUCUGAAACCUUUGGGGCCUGUGUCAAUUAAAGGGAUAGUUCAAUGUUUUUGGAUGGAGGUUACAUAAAAGUCACAUCUUCUUAGUGGACGCCGGUCAGUCCUGUCAUCCAGAACCAGCAUGCAAGCUAGGCUACAGUUUUCUGCAGAUAUAAUUCAGCUCAUUCAGAGACCCCGACCCAAACACUCAGUAUAAGUGUGAUUUUCAACACUUGACCAUCAGAAAGCCUGUGUGUUUUUGCACUAUUUAUAGACAUGACACAUUGACGUAUUCUUCCUCAUGUGUCCGCCCUCACAAAAGUAGUGAGAAAAAAAUGUGCCUUUGGAUGGUAAAGUGCUGAAAAAUUAAAUACAUUUAAACUGAGAUAAAUGUUCAGGUCAGAGUCUCAAACUUGAUCCAGUCUGCAGGAAACUAGAGUCCAGUGUGUCUCUUGUUUCUACCUGCAGUUUCUCAUCAAAAGAACUGAGCUGACUGGCGAUCAUAGAUGCAUUUAACUCACACAGCCUCACCUCAAAAACAGUGAAAUAGCCCUUUAAUUAUUUUUGUUUUGUUUUUGUUCAUUUGUUUGUUUUUGUUGUUUUGUUCCUUUACAAAAUGUCUCAGUGUCCUACACACCAAAAUGCCUGUCAGCUGUUUAUUUGUUUUUUUUUCCACUGAAGCUCCUGAGCGUCACUUCUGCAUCAAUAACCAAUCACAAUCAUGAACAGGACUCUUACUGUUUUUUUUUUCUGUUUCUUUACUGAGCACCAAGGAAACGGUGAGCACUGUGCAAAUCCACUCACAUGCAAAUUUGUAACCUGUAUGCAAGGAUCUGCGCAUGGCUCUUUUAUGACCUGGCAUAUGAAGGGUUUUGUAUUUCUUUGUAAAAUGCAGACAGAUUAUUUUCUUUUUUUUAUAGAACUAAUGAAAACUGCCAAAGGAUGCCAAAAAGCAGAGGGAUGACUGUAGUUGCAGAGUCACAGUAGGUGCUCCAAAGUUGGGUCAUUUGCAGUGCAAGCAUGAUAACAUGGGGCCAAUAGGCACAGAGUCUAAAUAAACAAACAUGUAUAAAUGCAUUUGUUUUAAAAAAAGGUUACUCAAAGCUGAGGUUUAUCUGCAGUUUAGGCCAAAGGCAUGCAGGUUCAAACCUGAGGAUGUAAAUCACUGCAGCAUCAGGACCACAUGAGCCUCCAGAGUCCUGCUGAGGAGGGGCACAUUACUUAUCAUUAUCCAAAGUCAGAGCUGCAGACCCCCACAGUGACGUCCUCCAGAGUCCAUGAGGUCAGUUUCUCUGCAGCCUAGUCUCUGUAUUAGAAGCAUCAGACACACACUGUUUGUCUCUGUAUGUGAGCCUGUUGUUCCUGCAGCAUCGAAGCCUCUUUCUGCAGGUUUAGUGACAGAAACCAUGUUUUUUUGGAGGUAGUUUUUAGUGGUUUUAAAGAGGAGCUGUAGUGUUUUAUGAGGCUGACUCCUCCUCCUCCUCAGUGUUCACACUCAGCGUGCACUAGCUUUUACUAAAACCGGUUUAUAAAGAGCUUUACAAACUUACAGUUUUUGCACUGUGAGCUUUAUGAAAUGUAUUUGUACUAAGAAAGAAGGUACAAAGUUUAUUUUCUCAUUUUCUGUACAAAGGAAAAAAAGCAACCAUUCUGUAAAUAUGUUUUCUGUACAAAUUUGAACUUCCAAAGUAUUGAGGACUGUGGAUUUUAUUUAGUUUUUUUAACUGAAUAACAAAGCUUUAUUUAUCUGGUUUCUUCCUGUUUGAAAAUGUACAGUUCUUCUCUCCACAAUAAAUAACAAUGCUGUUUGACAGGUGAGCCAUGCUGUGUGGUUCCUCUUUAAACAGACAGAGAAUAAUUAAGGGUAGACCCUUCAAGGACACUGAUUAUAGUGUAUAAUAAUCACUGUCUACUGAUAUACAGAUGAAUGUCAGUUUUUUUUGUUUGUUUUUUGUUGCCUAAGUCACUGAACAAAAGUGGACAUAUAUAAAGACCAGUGUUCUGGUCUUCCACUCUUGGAUUAUAUCUCAUUCUCUGAACAACACUUCCUUAUCUCCUUCCUUCACCCUCUCUCUCCUGGUCCUCCCCCUCCAGCUACACUCCUCU